Coregonus sp. 'balchen' is the source of this 45707-nucleotide messenger RNA. The record is from the annotation of a GenBank genome assembly. NCBI's taxonomy places the organism in Eukaryota, Metazoa, Chordata, Actinopteri, Salmoniformes, Salmonidae.
AUGAGUCCUACCGUCCAGCAGGUGGUGGACCAGGCAGACAGAAGACAGUUCUCCAUGAGGAGUAGUGGAAGAUGCCGGCUCUGCCAGCACUGCUGCUGUCGAUUUACUUCCUCUUGCUGUUGCUGACCAUGGCCCCGCUCUCAUUCACCCAGGCUCCCGCGCUCUCCUCUGUCAGAAUGGGUGGGUUUCCGCUAGUUACCACAGUCACAAAGUCAAAGUUGGGUAUAUUAUAAAAUUGCAUGAAAACUAAAAGUAGGUAUUUGGUCUUAAUUUAAGGUUAAGGUUAGGCAUAAGGUUAGCAUCGUGGUUAAGAUUAGGGUUAGGUUUAAAAUCAAAUUUUAAGAAGAUAAAUUGUAGAAAUAGGCGGGGUUUAUGACUCUGUGGCUGUGGUAACUAGUGACGACCGAAUGUGUGCGUUGGGAUCACACUGUCAUGGCUGACAAGGCCAUCUACUCCUCAGUGUCUUUACCCACUGUUUGUGGUUAUUGACUUGCCAUUUUGAUGAAUGGGAUUUUAGUUCACCAUACGUACCACAAAACAAUACAGAUCAGGAAGCUGUAGUGCAGUACAGUUCACAGUAAAAUAGUCUAUAAAUGUCUCCAUGGAUACACAUACUGUAGGCUAAUUUAAGAUCAGGAAGCUAAGGCUUGGAUCAGAGAAUGCCUCAUUCCUCAGUAAUUGUAAUGUAAACAAGGGUCGUUACCAUAAGGAUUGGCUGUGUCAAUAGGUUCAUCCACUAAUUGAUUAACUCAUUUGGUUAUGUACAUCUCGCUGACUUCACCGAUGUGAUCAUUAUUCAGUGAUCAUCCUAAAUGUCAGAUGACAGGUCGUCCACUUUUCCCCCUGAAUAACCUUUCCUUGAAAAUGUCUCUAGUCUGUGUGAUUCUCUGUGACUCACCCCUAGCAUCCAUUUCGCAGAUGGGUUGAAUGUUAGUCAAAAGGUCAGCCUUAUUGGAACAUAGAUCAGAUAAACUUAUUUUGAAAGGAAUGACAAAACACAACAUUUGAAUCCAUCUGCCCCCGGGUCUGGUUUUUCAUGCUCCUUUAUCUUCUCGUCUAUCUUUCUAUCAUUCUAUUUAUCCCCCCAGCGGCCAUUUUGGACGACCAGUCGGUGUGUGGGCGAGGGGAGCGGCUAGCACUGGCCCUGGCCAGGGAGAACAUUAACAGUAUCUUUGAGGGCUCUUCCAGAGCCCGGGUGGAGGUGGACAUCUUCGAGCUGCAGAAGGACUCACAGUACGAGACCACCGAUACCAGUGAGCAUGAUCAGUAUAAACCAUUAUUUUCUAAAUUGAGCUGGAUAUACAUUUAAUUCAAUCAAAUGUGACUGACGGGUUUCAAACCCAGGUCAAAUCCUGGGUACCGCAAUCAUGUGUUAGCCCGCUGAGCUAAUGCCAAUGUUCCACUUACUGUCAACUACAUCUGGAUAGACACUUUACUCAUACAAAUUUGACAGAAUGGGUUCAAACCAAUAUCUCCUGAGUGCCACAAGACUGUGUUAGCCCUCUGAGCUAAAGACAAGGCAUUAUCUCAGAGGAGCUAAUGCAAGUCUUCUGAUCCCAGGCAAGGUUACUCAUCACAUGAGUUACACCGACAUACACUCACACAGUACAGUGUACCACUGACAGAAGUUAUUGUCUUGGAGAAGGACAAAUCGACCGAGUAAGCUAGGUGUGUGUGUGCGAGAUCAUUAUUUUUCACGUUAUAGAUUUUUGUACUCCCACCAUCACAAAGGAGGCAAUAUGGUAGUGGGUGUUAACAGUUGCUCCUAAAGCAGUGAGUGAUCUGCAAGUAUUCACGUGAAAACACACACACACACACACAUAUUUUUUACAUUUUAGUCAUUUAGCAGACGCUCUUAUCCAGAGCAACUUACAGUUAGUGAGUGCAUACAUUUUUCUACUGCCCCCCCGUGGGAAUCGAACCCACAACCCUGGCGUUGCAAGCCAAUUGAGCUACAGGAGGCCAUACACACCACAGGAGGUUGGUGGCACCUUAAUUGGAGGGGGAAGGGCUCAUAAUAAUGGCUGGAGCGGAAUGAGUGGAAUGGUAUCAAAUACAUCAAACACAUGGUUUGAUGUCAUUCCAUUCGCUCCAUUCCAGCCAUUAUUAUGAGCCGUCCUCCCCUCAGCAGCCUCCACUGAUACACACACACACACAUUGCUGAUCUGUCUCGGAUCUGGGAGAGCUGUACAGGUUUUUCUGGACAGAAUAAUAACCCUAAUCUCCAAUAGACAGAGUGUGGAUUCAGAUUGCCGUUAUGGCUACAAUUAAUCAAAAGUGUCCGGCAUUGACUCUUAAUUUGAUAUAUCAUCCAAGAACAGGACAGAGACAGAACUGGACCUCGUCCAAGACAUUGACGCUUCCGUCUUGCUGGCAAAUUCGCUCUCCUUACUAAUUCCCCAGAAGCCCCCCGCGCACGCACGGUCCACCGGUCCGCGGGCUGGGCUUGUUCUGGGUCUUUCUGUCGGGCGGUAUGCGGCGGGCGUUUCUGUCAUGCGUGCGGAAAGGGAGAGGCGUUCUAGUGGUCUUUUUCUUUCUUUCGUUUCUUUCUUCGUUGCCUAGGGCGGCGCGCUCCUCUAGCGUCUUUAACUCGUCGCUUGCCUUUCUUCGCUCUUCUAUCUCUCUCUCCCUCACCCUUCUCUCUCUCUCCCACCCUUCUCUCACCUUCUCUCUACUCUCUCUCUCUCUCUCUCUCUCUCUCUCUCUCUCUCUCGCUCUCCCCUCUGUCUCAGUGUGUCAGAUAUUGCCGAAGGGGGUGGUCUCUGUGAUUGGCCCCGCCUCCAGUCCCGCGUCAGGGUCAACUGUCAGUCACAUCUGUGGGGAGAAGGAGGUGAGCUAGCUAUGUCCUCUAAACCACAUUCACACUGCUACUCAUACUGUAUCCCCUUAGUCCCAUAAACCACUACUCCACUACUUGUCUGCUUACUGGAUGAUUACCGAUCAUUGAAAGGACUGGAUUUGAGUUUAUUAGGUACACCCAUCUAGUACCGGGUCGGACCCCCCUUUGCCUCCAGAACAGCCUGAAUUCUUUGGGGCAUUCUACAAGGUGUUGGAAACGUUACACAUGGAUGUUGGUCCAUGCUGACGCGAUGGCAUCACACAGUUGCUGCAGAUUGGACGGCGGUACAUUAAUGCUGUGAACAACCCGUUCCAUCUCAUCCAAAAGAUGGUCUAUUGGGUUGAGGUCUGGGGACUGCGCAGGCCACUCAAGUAAACUGAACACGCUGUCAUGUUCUAGGCAAUGUUUUUCCACUCCUCAAUUGUCCAGUGUUGGUGAUUGCUUGCCCACUGGAGCCACUUCUUCUUGUUUUUAGCUGAAAGGAGUGGAACCCAGUGUGGUCGUAUGCUGCAACUGCCCAUCUGUGACAUGGAUCGACGAGUUGUGCGUUCCAAGAUGCCAUUCUGCACACCACUGUUGCACUGCGCCGUUAUUUGUCUGUUUGUGGCCCGCCUGUUAGCUUGCACGAUUCUUGCCAUUCUCCUUCGACCUCUCUCAUCAACAGGCUGUUUUCACCCACAGCACUGCCCCUGACUGGGUUUUUUUUUUAUCGCACCAUUCUUGGUAAACGCUAGACACUGUCUUACGUGAAAAGCCCAGGAGAGCGGCCGUCUCUCAGAUACUGGAUCAGUCGUGCCUGGCACAGACGAUCAUAUCACGCUCAAAGUCGCCUUUGUCACUCGUUCUGCCCAUUCUAACGUUCAAUCAAACAGUAACUGAAUGCCUGGAUACCUGUCUGCCUGCUUUAUAUAGCAAGCCACGGCCACGUGACUCACUGUCUGUAGGAGUGAUCCAUUUUCAUGAACGGUUGGUGUACUUAAUAAACUGACCAGUGACUCUAUGUAGCACUGCUAUAAAUUGCUUUGGAUAAAAGCCCCUGCUAAAUGGCAUAUGUUAUAAGUCCUUUCAGGUCAGUGGAUGUUAGGAAGAGGAGAUGUGGAAACAGUUCAUGUUGGGACACAGCCAACAUCGCUCUAGGAAAUGUCCUCUCUGAUCUCUCUCGCUCGGUCAUAGUUCAGUGAACUCUGUAAUGAGUUAACUGUGGUUCAUUCAGUUUGAACCUGCAUGGUCACACUUCGGUCAUGCAGAGAUUUGACCUGGUUAAUACUGCUUCUUUCACUAGCAAUGAUAAUGAAUCAGUCUUAUUCCAUGUUUAGAUUACGAUCUCUCGUCAUCUAAAUCUGCAACGGGACGGAUAAUAAUAUAAUCCAUGUAUGCUGUCAAUCAUCUACCAAUGGAAAUCUCUUCAGGCAUUUUCACAUUAGACUUUAUUUCAGUACGGGGCAAACAGCAAUUCAUCCCAGGGGCGAAACAUUUCAGACCUGGCCCUUAGCCAGAUUAAGUCAAACAGGGAUAAAAUCUCGCUAUAGGGAGAAAAUGCAAAUGUGAAAAAACGUAGCCUGUUUACCUUGGAGUUGUCUAUGGAUGAAAUACCAGUAUAAAAACACCUUUUGUUUUGUUGCACUUCAAUUGGGUUGAAUAUGUCAAUGUUAUGGACAGAGCAUGAUAAUACUGUCCAGGGUAAAAGCUUGAACGCUUAAAGGCCCAAUGCAGCCGUUUUUUUUUUAUCUCAAUAUCAAAUAAUUACGUUACUGUAAUAGUUUUACAUUAAAAUGGUCAACAAUAAACAAAAAUAGCUUUUUAGCAAAACGAUUUCUCAAGCAAGAAUUUUGCUAGGACUGUCUGGGAGUGGUCUGAGUGACGAGGGGGAGGGGGAGAGAUAUGUAAUCUGAAAACUAGCUGUUAUUGGCAGAGGUUUGAAACUCUCUUUGUUAUUGGUCUAUAUGAACUUAUACUGCCUGGUGAUGUCACCAGGCAAGCCAAAACUCCACCCAUGCAAAACCUGCUGAUUAGAAGGUCCUGUGUAGAUUGUAUUUUCAACUAGCAACUAUCAGGAAAUAUCCCUGAUCAAAUGUUUUCACACUUUUACAGUGUUAGUUUCAUCAGCUGUUGUACAAUAUGAUACAAAACACAGGGAAAACAUAAUUUUGACUGCACUGGGCCUUUAAUUUACCAGCCAACCACUUCCUCUCCCUUCCUUUACUCCUUUGCUUAUUAUAGUAUACACAUGUAUGAUAAUAAUAAUCCAUUAUUAUCAUACAUGUCCAUCCUUUAUAACAUACUCAUAUAAACAAUUAUGAACACUUCCCAUGACCGAUUCAUAAUGCCUAAAAGUGCAUUUAUAACGCCUUAUGUUGCCUGCUGUCUCAGAUCCCUCAUGUGAAGAUAGGCCCGGAGGAGACGCCCAAACUCCCAUACCUCCGCUUCGCCUCGGUCAGCCUCUACCCCAGCAACGAGGACCUGAGCCUGGCUAUAGGGGCCAUCCUCCGCUCCUUCAGCUAUCCCACCGCCAGCCUCAUAUGCGCCAAGGCAGAGUGUGAGUGUAUGCCUCAGGGUAUCUGAUACUGCAUGCAUGUUCCUAUACUUCCCUACUUGUAUACUUCCAUACUACGAUACUUCCCUACGUACACUCUUAGAAAAAAAGGUGCUAGCUAGAACCUAAAAUGGUUAUUUGGCUGUCCCCAUGGGAGAACCCUUUGAAGAACCCUUUUUGGUUCCAGGUAGAACCAUUUUUGGUUCCACGUAGAAGCCUUUUGGUUCCAGGUAGAACCCUUUUGGGUUCCGUGUAGAACCCUUUCCACAGAAUUUCUACAUGGAACCAAAAAGGGUUCUACCUGGAACCAAAAAGGUUUCUCCUAUGGGGACACCCAAAUUUACCUCCAUACAUCAACUCUCUACGGUUUGAUCUGAGCGAAUGUUGAGUGUGAGUGCAGGGUGUUCGAUACUGCGUUUGUCUUAUGCUUCUAGACCUUGCCUAUUGUUACACCUGUGCCAAGGCUGAGUGUGGAGAGUGUAUAAGGAAUGAUACAUUGUAUAUGUUGUCAUAUGAGAUGCCCUGCGUUGCUUUAUGUGUCUUAUCCAGAGCGACUAACAUGAGCAAUUAUGGUUAAGUGCCUUGCUCAAGGGCAGAUCGAUAGCAUGUUCACCUAGUCGACUCGGGAAUUCUAACCAGUGACCUUUCGGUUACUGGCCCAACACUUUUAACCGCUAGGCUACCUGCUGCCUCCAUGCUCACAUAAUCCUUUAUUUAGCCAAGUAGGUUAAAGUAGUGCAUAGCUAUCCGUUGAGGUUUAUGUAUUGUGUAUAUGUUUUGACGCUUUAGACUUGUCAACGUACAGCCGAUGACCCUGAAGCUUCAGCUGAGUAGUAGAGUGUAUCAUUUUGCAUUGGUCUGAUGCUCCACUCUUGAAAUAAUCCAAGUUCAACAAAGACCUUGAACUGUACAAGAGUAUUCCAGUAGCCUGGAGCCAUUCGUACAUCCCUCUAUCACCCUCCCAUCAGUCCUCCUGCAUUCCAGGGUCCCCUGCACACAGAGUGCAGCCGCCCAGUCAGUCCAGGUGGUGGAUUAGCCCAGUUCCCCUCCAGAGUGGAUUAUGCCUUCCAUUUAUGAGCUGCUGCUCUAUUCGACUGCUCAGGUCUGGGCCAAGGUCGGGUGCGCUGAAUGCAUCUUUUUACAGUCCACGCCACCCUCCCUCUUUAUCGAUCCCACUGUUUUCUACUUGGCUGGUCUGGUCUGUGCUCUGUGUAAUGUUAUUAAGCAAAAUUGUUUAUGUUUUUUCUCUUCUCUUGGUUUUUCUUGUUUUUUUUUCUCCAGUCGGCUACAUUGCCACUGUAUUGGUUUCUCUGGUCCCUGUUCAAGGCCCAGUUAAAUUCCAGUCACCCUAUGGAGAGUUUAUUGUUGCCAUUAUCAAGGUCAUUACAUUUACAUUUUAGUCAUUUAGCAGACGCUCUUAUCCAGAGCAACUUACAGUUAGUGAAUGCAUACAUUUAUUUGCAUGUGAUUUUACUAGUUUUUGGAUAGAGUAACUCACUGGUCACUAAAUGUUAUAAAAAGGGGUAGGAAGUAAAGGUGGACAUGUACUUCCAUAGGAGGCUUGUCCAGGGAGGAAGAGGAGGAUGGUCCUCCUCAUUAAUUUAAGGAAAAAGUGAAACAAUUUAACACAUUCAGAAAUCCUCCUAACUCAAAUUAUACCUUUGUUACACACCUCACCUGAAUAUCUGAUUAAACAUACUGGUUUACAGAGAAUGUGACCUUCUGGUUACCAAAGUAGUUUUAACCUCUUAAGGCCCAAGCUGUUUUUUUACAUGCAUUUUUUAUUUCUCUUUGCUAUUUGGGCUUAUUGGAACCUAAUUAGAAUAAAAACUAAGUAUCAUCUUUUGAUAUGAUGUACUUUUAGAGAAAAAUGAUGUCCACAUAUGUGGAUUCAUGGUCCGAAUUGCAUUAGGCUAACAUUUUCAACACAACUAAUUUAAGUAUGUAUGUAUGUAUUUAGUGAUUUAAUUGUUAUUUAUUUCAUUGGGACCAUGUACAGCUUUUUAGCUGCAUCAGAGCUAGCUUUUUUCCCAUUUUACGUGUGUGCAUGUUUACAAGCAUAUUAGCUGUUUCGAGGAGCCUCAGUCCAUAAGUACACUUACGUGUACUUCAUGUUUAGCGACCUACAAAGUUGCUAGUUUUACACUUUUUUUUUUCAAAUUUGCAUGUCAUGACAAAUAUACAAGGCUUUUAUAAAUAUCUAAAUCAGAAUAAGCCAUGAAAUAUGACAGAACUUCUACACAAUUGUGGACAUAAGAGCUAAAAAGUGCUGUCCACGUAUGUGACCACUAAGCCCUAGGAGGUUAAAGUUACUCCACAACAUAAUAUAAAGUGACGGGGGGACAGAGAAAUAGAGCAAAAUAUAACGUUUUUUUCCGGUAGCAGUAAUCAAAAUGUAUUUUGAAAUAGCAAUACAGUGCUCUGUAAUGUUUGGUUGAGGUAUCACAAAGUAUGUGUUUCAUUAAGCCUCUGACGUGCUCUGCCUCCACCCCAUAGGCCUGCUGCGAUUGGAGGAGCUGGUGCGGCGCUUCUUGAUCUCCCGGGAAACACUGUCCAUUAGGAUGCUGGACGAAAGCCUGGACCCCACCCCCCUGCUGAAGGAGAUCAGAGAUGACAAAGUGGCCACUAUCAUCAUCGACGCCAAUGCUUCCAUCUCCUACCUCAUCCUCAGAAAGGUCAGGACCCUCACCAGUCACAAAGACAACUAACAACAGUGUGGUCCUCUGUAUCUCAGGUGAUAGAGCAAGGCGCUUGCAAUGCCAGCAUAGUGGGUUCGAUUCCCGGGACCAACCAUUCGUAAAAUAUAUGCACGCAUGACUGUAAGUCGCUUUGGAUAUAAGUCCUUCUAAAUGACAUGUAUUAUAUAUUAUAGUUUAAAAUCUUUUAAAAAAAAUUAUGUAACAUGUAUAACUCAUAUAUAACACAUUUGUAAGCAGUACAUAAACAUUCCAUAAAUGCUUAUGUCAAGUUGAUAAUUGUAUUAUAGUGAUGUUACCAUGACACAAUUAAUCUACUUGAAGGUGUUGACAUGAGAAUGUAUUAAAUUCAAGAAAUGCUUAAGCACUGCUUAUGAAUCUGAAUCUGCUAUGUAUGAAUUAUUCAUGUGUUAUGAGAUCCUUAUGUAGGUUUGCCUUGCCCAGCUCAAUGUCAUUCUCUGCAAUAUAAAACAUAGUACCAUUUAUCCUACUCUAUAUUGCGUCCAGAAGGCACAUGAUAUAUGUAUGCUUUUAAAUGAUGUAUUAUUCUAUUCUGUAGUCUACUGGUGGCACUACCAGUACCGUAAACUAUGUAAAUGCUAGAUGUAGUGUUCAUGUAUGUUAUGUGUAUGCACGUGUAAUCAACUGUCAAAAUAGCAGAUAUGCGCUUUUAGGUCAAAAUUGUACAUGUUAAACACCUGCUCAUGUGUAUAAAGCUAAUAAACUUGUUAUCUGAAUGCCAUAUGAUAAAGUUACUGCAUCACCCACAGUGCAGUACAGUUCAGUGUAUCAGCACUGUUACAAUGCCCCCCUCUCUCCUUUUCCACCCCUCAGGCAUCAGAACUGGGGAUGACAUCAGCGUUUUACAAGUACAUCCUCACCACCAUGGUAAGAGCAUACCAAUCUAAAUUCUCCACCCCUCCCGCUCCGUACCCUACCCACAAUCCUCUCUGCUUGGCCUAUGGACGGCUAUCGCGGCGGAUCUCAUCUGAAAUGCAUGAUGGGAGUGCACAGUUUGUCAUCAUUAUUUCCCUGCUCAGCGCAUGCCCUUGUGCGAGGUGACUUACAUAGCUAACAAUAUUUUCUACAUCUUAUCCCGUCCCGUCUACAGUGCAGGGAAUUUUUACUGUGGUACUUACAAGGGCGCACGCCUCACACCCCCAAGGGAGAAACGGCAGUUCCCUGAACAUUAGAGAGGGACCAGAAAUCUUUAAAUCAUGACCCUUUCAUUUUCAUAGCUGAAUGGCACGCCACUCUACUGUCUGGAACUAGAACCAUUUGUGUCCUGCCUCCCGGUACCAAAACGCUGUCCCUAUAUUGUACCAUGGUCCUAUAUCGUACUGCUACACUGUGGCCUUACAGUAUACAGCUAUUGUGAGACGCUGUGGUACACUGUUACUACUGCUGUCCAACUGCAAUUCACUUUUUCAGAGCCAUAUUUCAAAUAUACUGUAUUUCAAAAAGAAGAAAGAUGUACUUACUUACUACCCUCUUCUACCCCUAUUCCACACUGCUAUCUCAUACCUCACUGUCGAACAAUCAUUUAAUAUACAGUACCAGUCAAAAGUUUGGACACACCUUCUCAUUCCAGGGUUUUUCUUUAUUUUUACUAUUUCCUACAUUGUAGAGUAAUAGUGAAGACGUCAAAACUAUGAAAUAACACAUAUGGAAUCAUGUAGUAACCAAAAAAGUGUUAAAGAAAUCAAAAGUUAUGGAGGUGUGUUGGGUCAUUGUCCUGUUGAAAAACAAAUGAUAGUCCCACUAAGCCCAAACCAGAUGGGAUGGCGUAUCACUGCAGAAUGCUGUGGUAGCCAUGCUGGUUAAGUGUACCUUGAAUUCUAAAUAAAUCACCAACAGUGUCAUCAGCAAAGCACCCCCACACCAUAACACCUCCUCCUCCUUGCUUUACUGUGGGAAAUACACAGGCCGAGAUCAUCCGUUCACCCACACCGCGUCUCACAAAGACAAGGCGGUUGGAUCCAAAAAUCUCCAAUUUGGAGACCAGACCAAAGGACAGAUUUCCACCGGUAUAAUGUCCAUUGCUCAUGUUUCUUGGCCCAAGCAAGUCUCUUCUUCUUAUUGGUGUCUUUUAGGAGUGGUUUCUUUGCAGCAAUUCGACCAUGAAGACCUGAUUCACUCAGUCUCCUUUGAACAGUUGAUGUUGAGAUGUGUCUGUUACUUUUAUUUGGGCUGAAAUUUCUGAGGCUGGUAACUCUAAUGAGCUUAUCCUCUGCAGCAGAGAUAACUCUGGGUCUUCCAUUCCUGUGGCGGUCCUCAUGAGAGCCAGUUUCAUCAUAGCGCUUGAUGGUUUUUGCGACUGCACUUGAAGAAACGUUCAAAGUUCUUGACAUUUUCCGUAUUGACCGACCUUCAUGUCUUAAAGUAAUGAUGGACUGUCGUUUCUCUACUUAUUUGAGCUGUUCUUGCCAUAAUAUGGACUUGGUCUUGUACCAAAUAGGGCUAUCUUCUGUAUACCCCCGCUACCUUGUCACAACACAACUGAUUUGCUCAAAUGCAUUAAGAAGGAAAGAAAUUCCACAAAUUAACUUUUAAGAAGGCACACCUGUUAAUUUAAAUGCAUUCCAGGUGACUAUCUCAUGAAGCUGGUUAAGAGAAUGCCAAGAGUGUGCAAAGCUGUCAUCAAGGCAAAGGGUGGCUAUUUGAAGAAUCUCAAAUAUCAAAUAUAUUUUGAUUUGUUUAACACUUUUUUGGUUACUACAUGAUUCCGUAUGUGUUUAUUUCGUAGUUUUGAUGUCUUCACUAUUAUUCUACAAUGUAGAAAAUAGUAAAAAUAAAGAAAAACCCUUGAAUGAGUAGGUGUGUCCAAACUUUUGACUGGUAGUGUACAUCACUGGGGAGGGGGAAAACAUUUUGCCCACCUGUAUGGUUUAGCUAGCUCUCUCAGAAUGUUCACUCCCAAGCUCCUCCCUCCCUCUUGUGUCAAUCAGGACUUUCCCCUGCUGCAAUUGGACGACGUGGUGGAUGACCUGUCCAACAUCGUGGGUUUCUCCAUGCUCAACAGCAGCCAUCCCUUCUACCUGGAGUUCAUCAGGAGUCUCAACCUGUCCUGGAGGGAGGGCUGUGACCUCAGCCCUUACCCCGGCCCAGCGGUGAGAACCUGACACCUUCUAUGUGGUUGUACUCAUACACUAUUACUGUUACUAAAACUGAUACUCAUACUCACUCUCUUUCAUAUACCGUACUCAUAUACUCUCAUAUACUAUAACUCAUAUCUUCUGCAAACAGUCAUAUACUGUUUAAAUAGUCUUACUGUCACUCGUAUACUAAUUAUUUACUAACACUCAUAUACUUAUUACUCAUAGUUUUUCUCAUACACUGUCACAUACUGUUACUGCUGUCACUCAUAUACUGCUACAGUAACUUACUCAUAUACUGCUACAGUAACUUACUCAUAUACUGUCAGCCAAGUUUUUUAUUGUGUACUCUCUACUGCUAAGUUACCCACGUGCUGUUACCCGUAUACUCUCGACUAUGAUAACUUGUACUGAUAUAGUAUUAUAUAUUUAAGCAAUAAGGCCCGAGGGGGUGUGGUAUAUGGCCAAUAUACCACGGCUAAGGGCUGUUCUUAUGCACGACGCAACGCGGAAUGCCUGGAUACAGCACUUAGCCGUGGUAUAUUAGCCAUAUCCCACAAACCCCAGAGGUGCCUUAUUGCUAUUAUAAACUGGUUACCAACGUAAUUAGAGCAGUAAAAAUAAAUGUUUUGUCAUACCCGUGGUAUACGGUUUGAUAUACCACAGCUGUCAGCCAAUCAGCGUUCAGGGCUCGAACCACACAGUUUACAAUUUGCACCGUGCCUAAGAACAGCCCUUAGCUGUGGUUUAUUGGCCAUAUACCACUCCCCCUCAGGCCUUAUUACUUAACUAUAACAGUAUAAUGACAUCCAAUUUCACAUUCCCUCAUACAUUCUCACUCAUACACUUACUCGUACGUGCAAUGCCACACAUUUACUCAUACAUUUCUAGGUCAUACACAACAGAGGAGGCUGGUGGGAGGAGCUAUAGGAGGACGGGCUCAUUGUAAUGGCUGGAAUGGAAUAAAUGGAACAGUAUCAAACCCAUCAAACAUAUGGAAACCACAUGUUUGACUCCGUUCCAUUUAUUCCAAUCCAGCCAUCCUCCUAUAGCUCCUCCCACCAGCCUCCUCUGAUACACAGACUUUAUCACUAUUCCUUUUUACACGGUCAAACUGCCAGUCGAAGUACACACAUUGUCAUGCUGUCACUCACAAUCGGCGUGAUUCACACUCUGCCAGGUUGGCUGAUGCCUGACCAGUUGUCAUUCAUUUUUAAAGGGAUACUUCGGGAUUUUGGCAAUGAGGCCCUUUAUCUACUUUCCCAGAGUCGGAUGAACUCGUGGAUACCAUUUUUAUGUCUCUGUGUGCAGUUUGAAGGAAGUUGCGCAAUGACUGGAAGUCUAUGGGUAUUCUAUUGGGAGCUGCCAGCAUGCUAGCAGAUACCCAUAGACUUCCAGUCAUUGUGCUAAUGCUAGUUAGCAUUGGCUCGCGAAACUACCUCUAACUUCCUUCAUACUAGACAAAAAUGGUAUCCACGAGUUCAUCUGACUCUGGGAAGGUAGAUAACGGGCCUCAUUGCCAAAAUCCUAAAGUAUCCCUUUAAGGUUUGAUUGAAUCACACAGCUUUGGCACAGACCACAGUGUCACCUUGAUUGAGUAACGUUACUUCUACCUCAACGUUUCUUUUUGUCUUUCUUUCUCCCUCUCUGUAUAUUUAUGCCUGCCUCUCUCAUCUUUCUCUCUCGCUCUCUCUCUACCAUUGUGCCUCUCUCCAUCUCUCUCUUUCCUUCCCUCCCUCCCUACGUCUUUCUUAUUCUCUCUCUGAACAUUUGUAUCAACUAUUCCCUCCCUCCCUCCCUCCCUCCCUCCCUCCCUCCUCCCCUUCCCUCUCUCUCUCCCACAGCUCUCGUCGGCUCUCAUGUUUGAUGCUGUGCAUGUGGUGGUGGGGGCGGUGCGUGAGCUCAACCGGAGUCAGGAGAUUGGAGUGAAGCCGCUCAGCUGCAGCACUCCUCAGAUCUGGCAGCACGGCACUAGCCUGAUGAACUACCUGCGCAUGGUACCAACACCUGCUCUCUCUUUACACAAUGCUGUCCCAAUGCUGUCCCAAUGCUGUCCCAAUGCUGUCCCAACGCUGUCCCAAUGCUGUCCCAACUAGCCCAUUUUGUAUUAGCCAACUGAUUAAUUUGCCAAGGCGACGAUGUAAUGUUGUUGACUGCAGAAACCGUUAGUUCACCUGUGUGUCUCAACUAGCCAGUUGUGCCACCUGCACAUAAGCCAACUAAUUGCUGUCUUGCCCCAGCAACAAUGUAACAUUGUUUAACCUUUUACUGCAGUGGGCUAAAUCAGGGUAGAGUGUCCCUUGGUAGUCUUAAACAAAUCUACUUUGAAAGAAAAGUAUACACCUCAUGGUUAUGUGCUUACAAAAAAUAAGACACCUGUACCAUGUCAGAUAUAGAGUUCAAAUGUAUUCAAUUUUGAGUUUGCAUUCCAAUAUUACACAUGAUAUACUUCACAGAAGACUGAAAUAUAACAAAACUGUUUGACAUAGAAACACCAGAUUUUCUGCAGUCAUUUGACUGCAGGAAAGGGCUACUACAGGUCCAGCACUUAGUUGAAAUAUGCAAUAUGGCAUGGUACAUCCACCUGUUACUGAACACUGUCCCAACCAGCUUGGCUAGCUAUUGAUGCAGUUGUCCCCUUAGCCAACUCGUUCUCCUGCCAAGGCAGCAAUGUAAUGUAGUUGAAUACAGAACAGUCAGGUACCAGUAGAUUCCAUGCUUAGCUGAAACAUGGCUGCCUUUGGUCCUGAACUACAGAAGAAACAAGGGUUGCGGGACAAAUCCAUUUAAAUUCAGUCAAUUUUCGGGAUGAAUGGCAUUUCAGCUCAUGAAAUAAAAGUGACUGAACUUUUCAGUUCAUGAAGUGAAUCCUGAAUUAUUGAGCAAUUUACUGAGUUGGAUUGGAAUUGACCCCAACCCUACCAGUAGACUAACUAGUGAAUAGCACAGCUCCACUUAUACGUUAGUGCUUGAAGCACUGUCUUAUAACCUUCCUGUCACCGUUGGGACUUUCGGUUGAUGCCAUGUUGAUGCCACUACUGCUCUUGUUUUGUGGGUGUUGUUGCUGUUAUUGUUGUUAGGGUUGUUGGUGUGUAUUGUGGUGUUGAUGGUAUUCUUCCUAUCGUCAUUGUUGCACUCUGCUGGGCAGCGUAGUUUCUCUAUUUUCUCUAUUUUCUCUCCAUCCUCUCCUCCUCCAUUCCUCCUCUCCUAUCGGAGUCUGCCACUUCUUAACUUCCCCCCAUCUGUUUCUCCCCUCAUCUCUCUCCAUCUCAGACAAUGUUUUCUCGCUCUCCGCGCAUCAUUCCAUCAUUCCUACACUCUCUUUGGCAGUGGUUCCACUCCUCUCCCCCUUUCUCCCCUCUCCAUCCCCCACUCUGUUGUUCCUCGUUUGGGCAUCUCUCCUUCUUCCUCUCUUUUAGGGUGUAAUUCAUCCUGAGUCUCUCUCCACGCCGCACAUUCCGUCUCUCUGCAUGCCUAUUGUUUUAGCCAUACAUCUCUCUGUCUCUCUCGCCACUGUCAGCCAUCUAAUAUACUGCGGCCAAGCCUAGCUAUAGCCUGUCUGUUUGUAUGGGCUGAAUCUUUACCUCUCUCUUUCUCUCUGUUCCUCUGUCCCUCCCGCCUCUCUCUAUUUUCCGCUCUCUUUCUCUUGCUACUUGAAAUAAUAAAUGUAUGUUUUCUAUCUAUCUAUCUAUCUCUCUCUCUCUCUCGCUCUCUCUCUCUCUCUCUCUCUCGCUCUCUCUCUCUCUCUCUCUCUCUCUCUCUCUCUCUCUCUCUCUCUCUCUCUCUCUCUCUCUCUCUCUCUCUCUCUCUCUCUCUCUCUCUCUCUCAGGUGGAGUAUGAUGGGUUGACCGGCAGGGUGGAGUUCAACAGCAAAGGCCAGAGGACAAACUACACCCUGAGGAUCCUGGAGAAGCACCGUGGGGGUCAUAAAGAGGUGAAGCGGUCAUGGGUUCAAAUGUCACUGGGUCAUGGGGGGGGGGUCAGGGGGUGAAUGGCUCUAUUUAGGAGUUUAUUUGACAAGCACUGGAGUUAGAUGCAUAUUGACUAAGACAUAAACAUUGAUCAUGGGUUUAACCCUAUUCUCUAUCCAUCUCUCUUUCCUUUGUCAUCCCUGUGUUCAGAUCGGGAUCUGGUACUCUAACAACACGUUGGCGAUGAACUCCACGUCUCUGGACAUCAACGUGUCGGAGACGCUGGCUAACAAGACGCUCAUCGUCACCACCAUAUUGGUAAAAACGUAGUGGUUUUGCACAUUUGCAUUGGUAGAAUGUGAAACUGUUGGUUUUCUGUUGGCCAUUUUGGGUCAAACAACAUUUCUCAAGUGUUCAAGAUUAAUUUCAUUUACCAAGAACAAAAAAAGGAGUCAGUCAGGGGUACACUAAUCAUUUUAUUGUACAGUAACUUGUAAUAUCAGUUCUAUACACCUCAUCAAGUCAGUGCUAAGUAGAUGUUAAUCUCAUUCAUGACUAAUAAGUCACAUAUAGCCACUUAAUGACAAAUCAUUUCGCCAGUGACCUCUAUGCAAGAAAUUACAAUAUAUGUAAAUGCAGGUAUGUGCACGCAUUCCAAGUAAAGAUUCAGCCCUUAGUAAAUGCUUCAAUACACUGUUCCUUAUUUGAAUUAUGAUGAAGAAAUAUUCAGCAACUGUUGGUAGGAUGUUUACAUAAAAAAUAUAUAUUACAUAUAGAUUAACAUUUUUGUCACUUAGCACACGUUCUUAUCCAGAGCGACUUACAGUUAGUGCAUUCAUCUUAAGCUAGCUAAGAGAGAAAAACGCAUCUCACAGCCAUAGUAAGCAAAUGUUUUCCUUAAUAAGUGUCUAUUAGCAAAGUCAGUGUGAGUAUAUAAAAAAAAUAAAAAAAACUAGUUUCGGUAAAUGCCUUCACCUUCUUUGAAUUAUAGCUCUUGAAUGACCUUUUGCUUUCCUUCUAUUGCAGGAGAACCCGUACGUGAUGCGCAAGUCCAACUACCAGGAGCUGCAAGGAAAUGACCGGUACCAGGGUUUCUGUGUGGACAUGUUAAGAGAGCUGUCGGACAUGUUGAAGUUCUCCUUCAGGAUCAAGCUGGUGGAUGACGGACUGUACGGAGCGCCUGAACCAAAUGGAUCCUGGACAGGCAUGGUGGGAGAGCUCAUCAAUAGGGUAAGCCGUCAUUGUAAAUAAGUAUUUGUUCUAAACUGACUUGCCUAAUUAAAUAAAGGUUACAUUUCAAAAAGCACACACAUGCCUACACUCACACGCAUGUACACACACAUACGCACACCGUCUAGACGACUGGUUGUAAAAGUGGGUCGAUAGGGUGGGUCGUCAAUCAGUCAAAGGCAGCCUAAGGUAAUCGCCAUGAUAACUAACGAGAAGCCUGGCUAAAAACCUUGGUCUUGGAGAGCAAUAGGGAUGUGCAGGCUUUGCCCCAGCUCUGCACUACAAAACAUGAUACAAUUAAUCUAAAGUGUGAUGAUUAUUUGAUUAAUUGAAUCAGGUGUUAGUGCUGUGAUUGAACAAAAACCUGCUAAGCUCUCUAGGACCAUGGUUGGUAACCACUAAUCAAAGGGGUGUGAAGUUAUGCAUAUCAAUCAAAGUCUGCUAAUCGUCGGGUUAACCUGUAGCUCUCAGUGGUAAGAACUUAUGGAUAAAGAGCUGGUGUCACAAAAUUCUGUUAAUUUCCCCAAAGUUUUGCAACCCUAGACACAGCUUUUACCACAUACACAAUAUAUACAAAAGUAUGUGGAAACCCCUUCAAGUUAGUGGAUUCAGCGAUUUCAGCCACACCCAUUGCUGACAGGUGUAUAAAAUCAGCCAUGCAAUCUCCAUAGACAAAACUGCCAGUAGAAUGACCGUGGCAGCGUCAUAGGAUGCCACCUUUCCAACAAGUCAGUUCGUCAAAUUUCUUCCCUGCUAGAGCUUCCCCGUUCAACUGUAAGUGCUGUUAUUGUGAAGUAGAAACUUCUAGGAGCAACAACGGCUCAGCCGAGAUCGGUGUGGAAGAACUUGAUUGGCCUGCACAGAGCCCUGACCUCAACCCCAUUGAACACCUUUGAGAUUAGUUGGAACGCCGACUGCGAGCCAGGCCUAAUUGCCAACAUCAGCGCGUGCCCGACCUCACUAAUGCUCUUGUGGCUGAAUGGAAGCAAGUCCCCGCAGCAAUGUUCCAACAUUUAGUGGAAAGCCUUCCUAGAAGAGUGGAGGCAGUUAUAGCAGCCAAACAGGGACCAACUCAAUAUUAAUGCCCAUCAUUUUGGGAUGAGAUGUUCGAUGAGCAGGUGUCCACAUGCUUUUGGUCAUAUAGUGUAUGUGGAAAGGGUUCUACAUGGAACCCAAAAUGGUUCUCCUUGGAACCAAAAGGGUUCAACAUGUAACCAACAAUGGUUCUUCAAAUGGUUCUAGAUAGCACCUUAAGGUUUAGGUUCUAGAUAGCACCUUUAGGUUUAGGUUCUAGAUAGCACCUUUAGGUUUAGGUUCUAGAUAGCACCUUUUUCUCUAAGAGUGUAUACACUGUAAGUGCACACACACCUGCAUUCAUGUGGAGUGAACACACUCUUUGUGGCACACACGGAGAGACACACACAAAUGGAUAUGCAGAGUGAGCCCUCACACACACAAAGUUAUGUAAAUUCCAUGAAAACACACACUCACUAGAUUUUUUAAUAUGCAUACUAAUGCAAUAAGCACACACACACACAAAAACUAACAUUGCCUAAACACUUCAUUAAAUAACACACUAACCCACCCCCUUCUCUCCCUCUCUUCUGGUACGGCAAGAUGAAAGUGGGUGAAACUCAUUAAUGAGUCUGUCCUCGUUAAUCAAUUAAGCUGUAAUUAAGAAACUGAGAGGUGUCUGGUGUCUUGUUUUUGUUGGAUCAGCCAUGCACUCUAUGAUGACUGUGUCCUCUAUGGUGUUUCCCGGCCCUCUCCUUCCUCUCGACCUCCCUCUUGAAGACUAUUCCCCUCCUGCUCUCCUAUAUGUCAAGACUGCUUUCAAGUCCUCCUCGAUAACCCCAAUUGACAUCCUUUUUUUUUUUAUCUCUCUGCUCUCUCUUCCUCUUUCUUCCACUCCCCUCUGUCUUAAAUCUGUCUCCCUCUAUAUUUUUAUCUUUCUGUCUUUUCUCUCUCUCUCCCUCUCUCCCUUCUCUCUCUUUACCUCUCUCUCUUUCUCUCUACCCCCCCCCCCCCCCCCCGCCCUAUCCAUCUCCGACCCUCCCUCUCUACUACAGAAAGCAGACUUGGCGGUAGCUGGGUUCACCAUCACCUCAGAGAGGGAGAAGGUUAUAGAUUUCUCCAAACCGUUCAUGUCUCUGGGCAUCAGCAUCCUGUACAGAGUCCAUUUGGUAAGAUGACCACAGAGACCAGUCCAUUUAGUUAUGAUUUACCACUAAUGGUAAGGCACUGUCAUUAAGUACAGAUUAUGUGUGCUGUACUAUGUUGGUGCUUUUCCACUGUGGGAGUUGUCACUGCUCUUCCCAUGUCCUUAGUGUCAGUGUUAGCUAUGAAAAAGCAAUUUCCCCAGUAUGACACAGAAGUCCAUGGAAAGCCUCAAGCUGGACCAGGGCUGCAGUAGAAAAUGCACUGUUUUGUACAUUGUUCCGUAUAUGGCUUAGUUGUUACUACCUCGGGUAACACUUUAUUUGUGUGCCUAUAAACUGUUUAUAGAUCAUUAUAAAUGGUUUGUUAAGCAUUAGUAAACUGUCUAUCAGAUGAGGAUAUAUUUAGUACCAUUGGUGGGUACAGUACAUGUAUAAAUAAUUUCUUAUGAGGACACGUAAUCAUAUACAAGUCAUGAAUAUGCAUGUAUUCAAACUAUGUAAUGAUGAUUAUAAGCAUUUUAUAAGCAGACAUUAAAAUAAAGUGUCACCCAACCGGAUUCAUCCAAAAAGCAAUUAUAAUUUAUGGACAACAAACAAACAAACAAACCACAUUACUCUGUAGUGUAAUAUAUUCCAUUAUCAAUGUAAUUACUCAAGCUGUCCUGGGUCGUAUUCAUUAGGUACCAAAUGGAAGAAAAUGGACUGAAACAACUUGUUUUCAUUUUCUGUUGCAAAACCUUUUGCUCUGUUGUGUCCUAAUGAAUUCGACCUUGUACUCACAUUGCCCAGUCUGUAAUGCAAUCAAUGCUAAUACUCUGCCCCAUUGUGUUUGAAAUCUGAACCGUCCAGUAUUGAUCUCCAUUAACACAAGCUUUGUCCUCGUCCUCCAAUCAGGGACGGAAGCCCGGUUAUUUCUCCUUCCUGGACCCGUUCUCGCCGGCCGUGUGGCUCUUCAUGCUGCUGGCCUACCUGGCUGUCAGCUGUGUGCUCUUCCUAGCCGCCAGGUAGCUAACUACCCCACCUAGUGGGCUGGGGGACACCUCAACUUGCAUACACUAGCUAGAGCAGCCUGGUGGUCCUAUAUCUGUUGGCUAGAUAUGGGACCAGGUUAUACAUGUGGCUCUAAGUCUUCUUUCCCUCAUCUACUUAUCUAAUAGAGAGAAGUGAAAUGCAAUUUUGAAGAUCCUUUUUCACUCAUUAAGACAUGAUGCUAGUAUGUGUAAAUCAUAUGUUGAAGACUAAAGCUCAUAGUCCACCUCUCUCUCUGUCCACCUCCCAGGCUGAGUCCGUAUGAGUGGUACAACCCCCACCCGUGUCUGAUAGGGCGAAAGGACAUGCUGGAGAACCAGUACACCCUGGGCAACAGCCUGUGGUUCCCCGUUGGAGGCUUCAUGCAGCAGGGCUCUGAGAUCAUGCCCCGCGCCCUGUCCACACGCUGCGUCUCCGGGGUCUGGUGAGUGUGUAUGGGGUGUGUGGGAGGGGGGGUUUGGGACGUGUGUGUGUGUCUAGCUACAGUAUCAAUCUCUGUAUUCCUUCCUCCUUCCCUACUCCACUUUACUCUUCUCCCAAAGCUACUGUUCAUCAGAUCAGCCAGAUGGCAGUCAUACGGUGAUGGGAAUUAUCUUAUGCUGCAGUAUUACACCCAACCUCAUCCACUUCUUACUCUAGUUAGUUAGCUCCGUUGACUCUGAAUUGUCUUGAUACUGCAAUGCGCUGUUCAGAAUAAAACUGUGUUCAACCUAAAGGGUAAAGUAGUACAAUAAGUUACUUUUUUUGAUAAUUAUGUAGAUGCUCAGACAAUCAACAAACGUUUCAUUAGAUCAGUGCAGCAGCACUCUGUGAAUGGAAAGAGUUCAACGAUUUGUCAUUUUGACCUUCACAAGAAUUCAGAACAAGAACAAAACUUUGAGGUGUAAUACAAUGGGACGGUCUACUGGACAAAGAUUAAGCCUAUUUCUGGACAAAGAUGAAGGGUUCUGAUAACUUACUCACGUUUCCCAGGUUUUUCAAAAAUCCUGGGUGGAAGAUUUCAAGAAUCAGGUGGGAAUAAGGAGUGAAAAAGCAGGAAAUGCAACCAGGAUUUUUGGAAAAUCUGGGAAUUUUGGGAAAGUUACCAUAAUUCUGCCACCCUAUUCUGGACUAACAACUAAGAUCAUAUAGGUUGCUUUUUUAGUCCAGGAGUAGCCUAGGCUUAACUUUGCCAUAAUGUAACUUGUGAUAAUAUGCCUGUCCUCUGUCCCUCCCUCCCAGGUGGGCGUUCACUCUAAUCAUCAUCUCCUCCUAUACGGCCAACCUGGCAGCCUUCCUGACCGUCCAGAGGAUGGAGGUGCCCAUCGAGUCGCCUGACGACCUGGCUGACCAAACAAACAUCCAGUAUGGCACCAUCCAAGGAGGCUCCACCAUGACCUUCUUCAUGGUGGGGAUUGCAACAUUAUCUCACAGCCUCAUGGCAAAAUGUGUAAAAUAGCAUGAGAUUAGCUAUAAAACUGCUAAUUGCUCAGACGUUGCGAGGGGCCCAACGACACUGCGGUAUGCCACUGGUUCAGGGGUGAGAGAGAGAGCGAGAGAGAGAGCGAGAGAGCGAGAGAGCGAGAGAGAGAGAGAGAGUGAGAGAGAGAGAGAGAGAGAGAGAGAGAGAGAGAGGAGAGAGAGAGAAGAGAGAAGAGAGAGGAGAGAGAGAGAGAGAGAGAGAGAGAGAGAGAGAGAGAUAGAUAGAUAGAUAGAUAGAUAGAUAGAGGUACAGGAAGGAUGGGGGUUAAUGUGUAUUUGGUGGGGGUACAUGUGUUUGUAUCACAGGGUAUCACAAAAAGUUCUAAACCCUUAUUUUCUUGCCAUGACAACCUUCAACACACCCAUAAACAGAACUCGCGCUACCAGACGUACCAGCGUAUGUGGAACUACAUGCAUUCCAAGCAGCCCAGUGUGUUUGUGAAAAGCACGGAGGAGGGCAUCGCCCGUGUGGUCAACUCUAAAUAUGCCUUCCUGCUGGAGAGCACCAUGAACGAGUACCACCGCCGCCUCAACUGUAACCUCACCCAAAUAGGAGGUCUGCUCGACACCAAGGGCUACGGCAUCGGCAUGCCCCUGGGUGAGUGGAGAGGGAGUGUGGUCGGGGGGAGGGGGAGAAUGAGGGAAGGAGAGAAGGAUGGGGUAGGAGGCAUGCUGGACACCAAGGGUUACGGUUGUAGACCUUAACCACCAAGAGCUUUAGUCUUAUUUGGUGUAAUUACAUCUAACGUAUCAUGUUAUUACACCUCUCUCUCAUUUUAUUUUCAAGAUCAAAAUAAAUGUAAACUUGCAUAUUCUUGCUGGAGGCCCACUUUAACAUCAAACCCACAUGGUUCAGAUUGAUUCCUAACUACAUAUUACAGCCUCGGGACAAAUGACCAUACAGGUCACUCUGUUUUAGCCUCCCACCAUAUCCACUAUCUCUUUCAUCUGUUAAAUCCCCUAAUCCAUCAUCAAACAAUUCCAAUCGCAAAAAAAAAAAAUGUCUCCCAAGACUUCACUGAAUUUCAAAACAUCAAAGUAGGCCUCAGAGAUACAGUAUCACAUUUCCCUCAAGGACUGACUAGGGAUACAUGUUUCCUCUUUCUUUCCUCAACAUGCCUUUACAUUGCCUUCCAGCCCAAAGGUCUCAUCACCCACAUUUUCAAUAAAAAGCCUGUCGCCAUGGCUACGGUUGCUUGUUCCUCAGCAACCUUGAUGUUACACAAGCAGGUGGUUCUCAACAACAGACUCAUGGACAGACUUGGUUCCUUGUUUUUUUAGGAAAUAUGUCUUUACAUGACUCCAGUUAUGUGUGAGCUCUUUCGCUUUCCCUAUUAGCCGGGGUUGGAAUUGGGGUGGAACGCUUGGGAACAGAGGUCCCAAAGUGAAAAUCUCAGGAGGAACAUUUUGACAUUUAACAUUUAGUUAGCUUUGUUAGCGGAGAUCCAUCUGUGGGGUUCAGAGAGUGAUUUCUCCAGGUUCCACCCCAGCUUAGCCUAUUACUGCAUAUUAACAAUAUGUCUGGUUGGCCUACCUUACGACCUCUGACUUACAUGUAUAAUUGGUCUUUGUUGCAUUGGCACAACAGCAUGGAUGCCAAACCUCUAAGGUUACAGUUGGCUCACAUGUAGUGCAGAGCCCCAAUUAUACAUUUCUCUCUGUCUCUCUCCCUCUCGCUCACUCACCCCCCCCCUCAUUUUCUUUCUCCAUCACCACAUUCUCUACCUCUUUGUUAAGCCCUCUCUAUUCCCAAUCCUCUCUUGCUUCCUCGCUCCAUCUUGAUUCGAUUCAAUUCAAUGAACUUUAUUGGCACGAUAAGUCACUAUCUUUUAUUGCCAAGCAAGGACACAGGAAGUUAAAUCAAUAAUGAGGACAUGGUGAUACACAAUGAAUAGUAAACACAAUUAACAAUACAGUAAUAUUGUUCUCUCUCUCUCUUUCAAUCCUUCACUCCCUCCUUCCUUGUCUGUCUGUUUCUCUCUCUCCCUCUCUCCUUUCCUCCCUCUCUCUGUAACUCUCCCUCUCUCUCCCUCCCUCCCGCCCUCUCUCUCUUUCUCUCCCCAACCCUCUAUCUCUCUCCCUCCUCCCCCUCUUCCUCAGGCUCACCGUUUAAAGAGGAGAUCACUCUGGGGGUGUUACAGCUGGCAGAGAACAACAGGCUGGAGAUCUUGAAGAGGAGGUGGUGGGAAGGGGGGCAGUGCCCCAAGGAGGAGGACCACCGAGCCAAGGGUGGGUACAGCACCACCUGUGCUAGUAGUUUUUAUUUUACUUAACCAGGAAGUCCCAUUGAGGUCAGAAGACUUCUUUCGAAACGGAGACCUGGCAAAAUACCAGCACUAAUGAUUAGGGGCCCCCCAUAUCAAGCGUUUCAGAGUAGGACUGCUCAUCUAGGAUCAGUUUUUCCUUUUUUAUCGUAAUCAAUAAGAUUACAUGGACAGGGGGGACCUGAUCCUAGAUCAGCACUUCUAAUCUGUGAGGCUUGAUACAUACGGCUAGUGGUCUGCAAUGAAACACUUGUGGGGAAAUUAAGUAGGACCCUAACCCUCACAUACCCUCACAACCCAGCAUACCUUGAAUUAGGCUAGUAAAUACACAACAUUUCCAACCAGGAGUGGAUCUCCAUCAGGUCCUAGUCUUGGAGGUGCUCUAAAAUGUUUAUAAGGACACCCACGUUAAUCUUUUCAACGAGCACCCAGCAACCGUCAUUUGAACUUUGCUAUUAGAAUGUAUACUAAUUGCUGAGAUUAUGUUAAUUUGUUCCAAACCAGCUCCUAUGCAGUCACAUUAGAAUUGCACACUACUAAUGUACACAAUAACAGUUGUACACAAUACAAUGCAGACAUUUCCUCAAGUAGUAGCAAGCACUUGUUUCUUAGAUACUCAUAAAGUCAAUGUUUUUUGGUAUCACAGAAUCGUGGACACAAGUGUAUUGGUAAAUGUAGCCCAUUCUAUUCCCAUCACAAUGACUCACAGCUGGAAAAUUCCAUUUGCGUUAGAUAUGUGUGUAACAUGUUGGGUUUAUUAUGCCUCAUCCUUAAAGAUGGAUUCCGCAGUAGGGGAAAACGGUGUCACUGUCCGCCCCACCACCACCAUUGUUAUUGUUUUGUUUUGUUGACGAAGCACAGGUGACGAGCAUCUCGCAACAUGAAAAUAAUAAUUGCAGUACAUAUUCUGCUGUUCUAUCGAGCAUGCAAGUUCGAAGGGAAAAACAGUGUUCGUUGUUUGCAAUAACUUCUUUGUUGUUAUAAUAUCUCAAACGGAUGUGGCAGUUUCACCAUUAAGGAUUCCAGGUUUAAGAACAAACCAAAUUUGGAAGAUUUAUUUUAUUAGUGUUAUGAUUACUGCAUAUAAGUGUCUACAUGGUGUGUUUGUUUGUGUGUGUUUGUGUGUGUGUGCACGUGCACGCGUGCGUGCAUGUGUGCCAAAGCAAAUUUUGUAUUUGCUUUGCCUGUGUGGUAGACAUUUCCCCUUUUCCGAAAUGUUUCUUAUUUUUCAUUUCUACUGUUUCCUUUUGGGACAUCUGCUUUUGGGACUUUCUGUCCCCUUCUCCCAUUCCAAAUGCCUAGAUAGCUACAAGCAACAGACUGGACAAUAUAGAAUAAGACGUAGCACGCUAGAUGUUGUUUGUGUUUUGCAUAUUAGGCAGCCCACAGUAAGACACAGGUUUGUCCCAAAUGGCACCCUAUCCCUAUAUAGUUCACUACUUUCGACCAGACACACUGGUACUAGUUAUGGUUGAGUCAUCCAUGGGAUAAAUCGGUAUGCCCUCAGGUUAAAGCAGUGAGACUUGAGCCUUUGUUUUGAUACACUCGACAUAACAAGGGUACUUGCAUUCUUAUGAGACAUUUUGAAGAUAAAAAACAUAAAACCUUCAUGUUGAAUAUUCUGUCUUAAAAAUAGAACAGGAAGAGCCAAAGGUGAUUCUUGUGGUUGAUUUACUUAUUAAGUCAAUGAAUGCAGGAUUGAUGAAUUGUACACACACACAACAAAUCAAAUCAAAUCAAAUUGUAUUUGUCACAUGCGCCGAAUACAACAGGUGUAGUAGACCUUACCAUGAAAUGCGUACUUACAAGCCCUUAAUCAACAAGGCAGUUCAAGAAAUAGAGUUAAGAAAAUAUUUACUAAAUAAAGUAAAACAUUUAAUAAAAAAGCAACAUAAUAAAAUAACAAUAAUGAGGCUAUAUACAGGGGGUACUGGUAUCGAGUCAAUGUGCGGGGGUAAAGGUUAGUCGAGGUCAUUUGUACAUGUAGGUAGGGGUAAAGUGACUAUGCAUAGAUAAUAAACAGCGAGUAGCAGCAGUGUAAAAACAAAAAGGGGGGUCAAUGUAAAUAGUCCGGGUGGCCAUUUGAUUAAUUGUUCAGCAGUCUUAUGGCUUGGGGGUAGAAGCUGUUAAGGAGCCUUUUGGACCUAGAGUUGGCGCUCCGGUACCGCUUGCCGUGCGGUAGCAGAGAGAACAGUCUAUGGCUAGGGUGACUGGAGUCUUUCACAACACACAUACUCACUGUGGGGACAUUAUGCCGCUUAAGGUUCAUUUAGCUUUUCUCCCCUUAAGGCUUUGUAUAGAGAGUAUCAAAGGGACCUUAUGAUCCUGUGGAGGCUAUUUCGUUGUGUACAUUUGCCUGUGCUUUUUCUGUCCCCUAUGUGUGUGUGCGCACGUGCCUACACACAGCUCUACCAUUACCUCUCUAUCCAUGGGUGAGAACUGCAUACAUCAUUAAUCUGUUCCUCCCCAGGUCUGGGCAUGGAGAACAUCGGGGGUAUCUUCGUGGUGUUGAUCUGUGGCCUCAUCAUCGCCGUGUUUCGUGGCCAUCAUGGAGUUUGUGUGGUCCACCCGCCGCUCGGCAGAGACAGAUGAGGUACGCCCUCACUUCUGCCCCGGCCGAAACCACAGACACCCUCCAGUAGGUUACUAUGGCAACACAACUCCCGCCCGCCAGCCCGCUCUCUCUCCCUCUCUCUCGUGUGGUGUGUAGUGCAGUGCAGUGAAUGUUGUGCUUUGGUGUCGUUGUGCUGAUGUGUAAAUGGCUGCAAGCAAACAGAGGGUGAUGGUCGUCGUCUGCGUUUCCUUUCUUUCUCCCUCUCCGUCGCUCUCUCGCUCCCUCGUCUCCCUAGCUCUCUGUCUAGGCUGUCUGUAAUUCAGUUCUCUCUCCCCCGCUCUCUCUCCCUCUCUCUCCCUCUCUCUCUAUCCCUCUCUCCCCCUCUCUCUCUCUCCCUCUCUCUCCCUCUCUCUAUCCCUCGCUCCUUUGUCUCUCUCUCUGUGUUUUGUGUUGGUCAUUGUUAUUCCUCUCUCUAGUCCAUUGUGUUGUUUAUUUCAUUGUCGUCUGGGUAAAACGCUGUUUGUGACUUUCAUUUGCUCCUGCUUUAUCUCUGCUUGCUGCUUUGUUUGUUUUUGUGAUUCCUGUCUCAGUUGUCUCUCCCUCUCUCCAUCUUUAUCUCUGUUCUGUAUUUGACAUCCUUUUGAAUAGUGUCACUAGAGGUAGCUACUCAUUACUCAUAUUUUCGUUGCCCAGAGGUCACACCGUAUUUGAACAGUACAACAGCUUUAGUAAACCUCGGAAGAUUUUGCUCUCUCUUUCUCUCCCUCUCUCUCUACCACAUUCACACUAUCAUCCCCUUCUCUCUUCAUCUCCCCCCGUGUAGCUCAGUUGGUAGAGCAUGGUGCUUGCAACGCCAGGGUUGUGGGGUUCGUUUCCAGUAUGAACUCACUAACUGUAAGUCGCUCUGGAUAAGAGCGUCUGCUAAAAUGACUAAAAUGUAAAAAAAAUUAAAUCUCCAUAUCGCUCCUCUCCCUCUCUCUGUCGUUCUCCCUCUCUCUAUCUUCCUCUUCUCUCUCUCCUAGGUGUCAGUGUGUCAGGAGAUGCUGACUGAAUUCCGCAACGCCAUCUCCUGUAAGAAGAGCUCACGCUCUCGGCGCCGGCGGCCCUUGGCCAGCACUGGCGGCGUCCUGCGCCACCCCAGCCGCCUCCAGCUGGGUGUCCCGAGACCCAUCCGCCUAGUCCGCGAGAUGCGCCUCAGCAACGGCAAGCUGUACAGCAGCUCGGGCCACCUGACGGGUGGCGGGGGAGCAGCAGGGGGGGUGUGCGGGGCCGUAGGGGGGGGACCGUCAGACAUGGGUCCGGGGCCACAGCGCCUCCUGGAGGACCCGCUGGGUGCCAACACCACAACGCCCCCUCCCCCGCCCGAGGCUGCCACGGCACCUCCCUCUCGGAGCUGUGCCCACGUGCGGAUCUGCCAGGAGUGCCGGCGCAUCCAGAGCCUGAGGUCGGCAUCGUCCUGCUCACGCAUCCCGCCCCACCUCGGUCCACACUCUUCCCUGUCCCUGCCCCGCCUCCCUCCACCCCCGCCCCCCUCCUCCACCAAUACCGACAGCGAGGGGGGCGGCUGCGGCACAGUGAGCCCCAAGCGCCCCAAACCUAAGCCCACGCCCCCUCCACGGCCCUUACCCCCGGCCAAGACGCCCACCACAGACCUGCUGCUGGGGAAACAAGACUGAGGAGGGACGGAGGGGUUGGACAUGUGACAAGAGUCGAGGGUUAAAAGUCAAAGGUCAGGGUUCUUACAGAGAAACGCGUAGGAACGAGGAGUGGAGGGGGCUGUGAGCUUGUAGCGCAUUGCACGGCAGAAUCAAACCACUCUGACACGUUUGAGAGGGUGGCGAAGGGGUUAUUCUCCACGGCCGAAUUUGGGGAGAUACCAACCCAGUCAAGGCCGUCCUCCUAAACCAGGAGUCCUGCUAAGCAAUGGAACAGGCUGUCUAUGGAGUGGAAAAUGACUUUUGACCACAUAUGACAGUUAGCUGCCUACGGUGCAUUGAGAGACCAUCUGGUGACCGUUCGACAGUAGGCAUAAGUGUGUUCAAACUGCCCGGUUUAGCUUUUGACCUUCUCUCUCUCUUUCACUUGGAUCUGAUGGAGGACUUCACCUAUCCCACAAGCGCCAGAGAGGUUCAGGGGACCAUAGAGACUUCAACCACACACACUUACACAGAAACUCUUGCGCUUAGAGAAGUUGGUUCUCACAAGAAGAUGCAUAGUUUUUCCCCAGAGCUGCUGCAAGAGCUUGAACUUUGGAAUUCUGGGACAUGUAAAACCAGAGGAUAAAAAAAAUGUGUUUUUUAUUUGCUUUCUCUCAGAGUCUAACUCGCCUAAUUUAUUUUAUAUCUUUCUUUCUUUCGUUAUAUAUUUUUAUUGUUGUCAUUGGUUUCUUGGUCACUGUUUAGUUAUUGACUCAUGUUUUUGGUUUGUCAUUAAAGAUCCUUAAAAAAGCCAAUGUGGAGAUCAUGACCAUUUGUGCAUAAAUUAGGUCUCUUUCCCACCAAUCACAAGCCCGGGAGCAAAGUUCAAAGGUCAAUAGUCUAAAGAGGACUUCUCUAAAACAUAUACUGACAGUAUACCCAGAUCAAAUGACUCAAAAUUACAGUCCAUGUUGGCUUGUCACAGUAGCAGAGUGUGGCUUUGCAUUCCACUGAUCAACAAGCUAGUUUUGCCACAGAGUUUUAACCACAGAGUUAGUGUAUCGGAGUUCAUUACGGAGCAUCAGAGCUACAGAACGCAGUUUAACAACACAAUAUGUUGUGAAUCCUUCAAACAGAUCAGAAUUUAAGAUACUGGAUAUAAAGAGCAAGGGAAAAGGAGAAUACCAUCCUCAGCAAAAGGAAUGACAAAUGAGACAAAAUGAUGAUUAAAUAUAGUUAUACAAAGCAGAACAGGAGAAACGUAAUGCACAGUCCUUUCUGGCCAAAGGUGACAGGAAACCUGUGUUAAUGUGUGUUCUGUGGGAUUCAUAUGGGUGUCAUAAGUUUGUAUGUGUGUGUGCGUGCAUACAGAGGAAAGGAUGGGUCAAAGUGCAUUUUGUUUUAUUUUAUGCUCUUUCUUUUUUUCUUUCUUUCUUAUUUUCCCUCAGGUUUCUAUACCAGUGCUAAAUGGAUUAUUAAGAAAAUGACGACAAAUAUAUAUUAUUAUAUUGUUAUUAUUAUUACAGUUGACGUGUGGGGUACUGUAGGAGGGCCGCAGUCCUCUUAUGUUAAAUAUAUAGACACACAAAGGUAUUUGGAAUAAAAAAACAGUAUACAAACUACUGAAUCUGGUGUCUUUGCAUAUGUCCUGUGUGUGCAUGAACAUAAACGUGAUUUCAUAUCUAUAAGUUACAAUUUCCUGAUGUAUGUAGUUGUGUCGUUGGUGGUCUGUCACACAGGAUGCUGUACACUGCACUGGCAGAUUCAUACAAGUCAUGAGAGGCCUCAACAAUACAUUGUGUCUCAGUAGAAGGAUCUACAGUGCAGUAGAGUACAGUACAGUACAGAAUAGAGUCAUUCAGUUUGUAAAAGCGACAAGUAGCAUGCAUUUUUCUCUGUCUAGAACGGUUUUAGACGUCCUGGAUGGAUUUGUUUAUUUUGAGGUCACUUGUGACUUUUGAUGUCAGCUGUUGGUAAGAUUCAUUAAUACAUUUUGACUGUUGCAUUAAAUAGGGGAGCGAAGAAAACAAACUUUCUUGAUGUAUUGGGUGGAUUGUAUCUCUCUUACCACUGCAGAUAGUUUAGGCCUAUAUCCAUGCCAUCCACACUUGUUUGCUGAAGUAAAACUAAUCUCUCUCAGGAUACUGCAAUGGAGAGAGCCAACUGCCAGCUGGCCCUGUGUUUGUGGUACUGGGAAAGAAUGCCACGUUUAAUACCACCCUCAAACCCUCAGAUGUGGUCAACUUUAUCACUGUAGCAAGGAAUUUCAAUGGUGGCAGUGGACUUGUACCUGUAGUCACUUCUGCGCCCAGAGGACAGACAGUUGGCGCUACGCAGGAAGAGUGUCAUUGAAUUAAUCUACCUGCGCCCGACUUGUACCUUUGAUGACGAAAGAUAGCAGGGAUUAUUCCCUACCUUCAGGCUUGUAUAUAUAAAAAAGAUGAUUACAAGCGCCUAUAUCUGGUAUUUUUUAUUUGGGAUAGAGAGAUUUGAUAGAUUUUCACAGCACAACAUCCCCUGGCCAACCUUCAGCUUCUCUUACCACAGCCACAUCUUCACACAGUAUGAGGCCAUCACUAAUCUGACACAGGAUCAGUAGUUAACAGUGUAAUACAGCCACUCCACAAUGCUAACCAGUGCCACAGGGUGUCAGUAGGCCUAUAGUCAAGGCAUUGAGGAAAACUGGAAAAUACACUCCAUGUAAAGGAGUUCUUAAUUCACCUGACUCCUUCAGUUACAGGUUAUGAGAUAAUUGUAAUGUUCAUAUUUGUGUAACACAGCUAGUGUCAACAUAAAAGUGACUUUAAAUGUACAUUGAAGAUUCCAGUUCCCGCUGUCUCACAGGAUGUUGUGCACUGUAUUGGCACAUCUAUACAGGUCAUGAGAGAUCUCAACGAUGUACCAUGUCUCAAGGAUCUACGGUAGAAUAGAAUAGAUACUUUAUUGUCCAGACUGAAUUUUUCUUUACUUCUGUCUGAUAUUCUGCCUCCAAGACCUAGUCUCAGAAAUUCCAGACCUAGAAACAUAGUUAAUGUGGGAGGCAACCCGUCUGCCUAAGGAAGACCCAAACCUUGUGCCCACUGUACAACUGAACUGUCAAGAUGAAACCUUGUCUACCUUAUUCCACUGGGUGUCAGCCCUGUCAAGGCAGAUGGCAAAAUCAAACGUUUACCUAAAACAAUUACAAUAGACUACUGUACAAUGUUUUUUAGGGUUUGGGGUGAAUAUCUUUUUAAAACAUAGAUGUAUUUUUUUGUCUUAGAAAUUGUUUCCCAUGGUGGAAAGGUACAGUAAUUCCUACUUUUCAAGCAAUACAUUGUAUUUAGUUUUUCUUAAAUGGUUGAAUUGCUACAUUUGCAGUAAUAGUAGCCUUGCCAUUAUAUGAGCUGAUAUGAUGACGUGUCAUAAAUUGUUAGGCUAUUUGAAAUAUUUUGGGCACACAACUAGACAGUAUAAUUUAUUCGAUUUUUUUCAUUCUCAGCAGUAAUAAGAGUUGGUAGUAUGUCAAAAUAGAGUGUGGUAUGUGGAUGGGUAGCAAUCCAUUCUAAGAGGCGGGUUUACUGAUGUUGACACCUUUACUGGGUGUGUACCAUUAGGGAGAGUACUCAUUCAGUUUGUGAAAGCAACUGGUAGUCCGCAUUAUUCUCUGUCGCAAGAAGGGUUCCAGACAUCUGGGAUGGAUUUGUUUAAUUUGAGGUCGCUUGUCAUUUUGCUGUCAGCUGUUGGUAAGAUUCAUGAAUAUAUUAAUUAUUGUUAGCCCUACAUUUAAUAGUGGACCGAAGAAAACAAAAUGUUUUGAGAUGUGUUUGGGUGGGUUUGUUUUUGGAGGCGCAAUCUGAAGGUGCAUUGGCGUUGUUGUAGUAGAAUGCCUUUUUCAGGCCAAUAAUAGGCUACCAUAACAAACAUGUAUUUAUAGUUGUUCACUAGUGCAUUGCUUUUAGCUUGCUUCUGUCUUGAUGUCUAUCACACACUUAUAUGUUGAAGUGAACACCUUUACUCAAACUGGUUUCUCUCAGGACGCUGCAACGGGCAGAGCGUACUGCCAGCGGGCCCCUUGGAGGGAGUACAGGGAAAGAACGUCACGUUCAAAACCAUCAUCAUGCCCACAGAUGUAGGCAACUUUAUCACAGUAUCUUGGAAUUUCAAAGGUGCUAGUGGACUUGUACCUGUUGUCACUUCUGCGCCCAAAGGAGAGACAGUUGGCGCUGGCUACGCAGGAAGAGUGUCACUGAAUUCAUCCACCGGUGAAUUGAAACUGGGAACCUUGACGGCGAAGGAUAGCGGGGACUAUGCGGUGACCAUGGUCACAAGUGCUGCAGAACAGCGCACAGGUGUAACGGCGCUCAGAGUUCUAGGUGAGUACACAUUUUGGCAUAUGUUUGCCAAAAUCAACUUUGUUAUUUACUUCCUGGUUAAGCGAGCAGUGUGUCAAGAAGCAGUGCGGCUUUUCGGGGUCGUGUUUCGGAGGACACAUGGCUCUCGAUCUUCACCUCUCCCGAGUCCGUACGGGAGUUGCAGCGAUGGGACAAGACUGUGACAAAAUUGGGGAGAAAAAUAUAUAAAAGCCUAAAACGAUCAAAGUGAGAAAUAAACUGAAAAGGUGCUGCUAAGCCUAUAGGCUCAGGGUCUUUGAAUUAAAUCCAUCUUUAGGGUGUGGCCCUGUUGCUUGGAAAAGGGACCUUCUAACCUACUACCACACUCUAGCAAUAUGGGAUGGAGUUAUGUCACUGGCAUGAUACUGUAAUGCUACAGACCUAGGCCUAUCUUCAGCAGUGUGGGUGUCUGUGAUGGCACAACGGAUUUCCCGGAUUGAUGCUUAUCCAUGCCAAUAUCCCAAAUUAGUUUUGCCAUAUCUCAGCUAGACACAUACAGUGCCUUCAGAAAGUAUUCAUACCCCUUGACUUAUUCCACAUUUUGUUGUGUUACAGCCUGAAUUAAAAGUGUAUAAUAAAUACAAAAAUCUCACCCAUCUACACACAAUACCCCAUAAUGACAAAGUGAAAACAUGUUUUUUGACAUUCUUGCACAUUUAUUGAAAAUGAAAUGCAGAAAUAUCUCAUUUACAUGAGUAUUCCCACCCCUGAGUCAAUACUUUGUAGAAGCACCUUUGGAAGCGAUUACAGAUGUGAGUCUUUCUGGGUAAGUCUCUAAGAGAUUUCCACACCUGAAUUGUAAAAUAUUUGCCUAUUACUCUUUUCAAAAUUCUUCAAGCUCUGUCAAAUUGGUUGUUGGUCAUUUCUAGACAACCUUUUCCAGGUCUGCCACAGAUUUUCAAGUAGAUUUAAGUCAAAACUGUAACUCGGCCACUCAGGAACAUUCACUGUCUUCUUGGUAAGCAACUCCAGUGUCUGUUGGAAAGCAGACUGAAUCAGGUUUUCCUGUGCUUAGAUACAUUCUAUAUUUAUUUUUUUAUCCUGAAAACUCCCCAGUCCUUAACGAUUACAAGCAUACCCAUAACAAAAUGCAUAGCGCAUAGAAUUAAAAAGGUAUUGUCAGAUAUUAUUCAUCCUAGUCAGACAGGUUUUUUUACACGAUACAUUGGAGAUAAUAUAAGACAAGUAUCUGGGAACCCAGGCCUGGUAUUCAUUGCCUAUUUUUAAAAGGCUUUUGAUAAAGUACGACUAUAAUUAAUAUAUAUAAAUGCCUGGACUAUUUAAUUUAGGAAAAUAUCUUAUACAAUGGGUUAAAGUUAUGUAUAGUAACCCCAGGUGUAAAAUAAUAAAUAAUGGCUACUUCUCAGAAAGUAUUAGACUGUCAAGAGGACAAAAACAGGGUUGUCCACUAUCGGCAUAUCUAUUUAUUAUGGCCAUCGAAAUGUUAGCUAUUCAAAUCAGAUCCAACAAUAAAAUCAAGGGGCUAGAAAUCCAGGGCUUAAAAACAAAGGUGUCAUUGAACACUGACGACUCAUGUUCUUUUAAAUCUGCAAUUUGGAUCCCUGCACAGCCUCAUAGAGGAUCUAGAUAACUUUUCUAACCUCUCUGGAUUACAACCGAACUAUGAUAAGUGUACCAUAUUACAUUACCGUGCAGUUUACCAAUAAAAUGGUCUGACGGUGAAGUGGACAUACUCGGUAUAUAUCCCAAAAUAAAUAAAUAAUCUCACUACUAUACAUUUUUAGUUAGCAAAAAAUUAAUAAGAUCUUGCUACCAUGGAAAUGUAAAUACCUGUCUAUUUGUGGAAAAAUCACCCUGAUUAAUUCUUUAGUCAUAUCCCAGUUUUCCUAUUUACUUAUGGCCUUGCCUACACCGAACAACUAGUUUUUUUAAAUUCUAUGAGCAAAAUAUAUUAAAUGUUAUUUGGAACGGCAAGCCUUACAAAAUUAAACGGGCCUAUUUAUAUAAUAAAUACGAAUUCGGUGGGCUAAAAUUAUUAAAUGUUAAAGCAUUGAACCGCUCACUAAAGGCUUCGAGUCAUACAAAAGUUAUACUUAAACUCUGAACUGGUUCUCCAGCAGAAGUAAGAAAGGCUCACCCCGUGUUAAAAAUUAGCCUCUUGACCUUGAGGUGAAAUGAAAUCAUCUCUAAAAUAUCGCUAUUUUUAUAACCAUAGAAAGCUGGUUGCAAUUUCAGUUUAAUCCACCAUAACAGAACAAAUAUUACAACAAAUAUAAAUAAACUUGUAUAAUCUUUGUUAAUGAUAAGUAGAGUUGGUGAAGCUGUCACACAUGCAGCUAACAAAUGUCUGCUCGAUCCAAAAUUACAACCAACUGAUUGCCACAUUACCACACAAAUGGAGGAGGAAUAUGAAAGGGGGAGAAGCUAAGGAACUUGUCUGUCGACAUUUACCUAAACCUAACUCUGCAAAUAGCACUGCUGGGUGACUUUAAAAGCCACAGUCAUUCGAUCGUCAAUAAUAUAAUAAAACUCUUAGUAAAAAUGUUCAUCUUUAAUUUAAAAUCUGUAGAGACUAUGAGAAUAGAAAAGUUCUGAGCUUUUGUGAAACAUCACAGCACAGUUGAAAAAUAUAUGGAAAGUAGAAAUCUAAACAGAAAUACCUUGUUUACAUAAAUAUUCAGACCCUUUGCUAUGGGACUCGAAAUUGAGCUCAGGUGCAUCCUGUUUCCAUUGAUCAUCCUUGAGAUGUUUCUACAACUUCAUUGGAGUCCACCUGUGAUAAAUUCAAUUGAUUGGACAUGAUUUGGAAAGGCACACACCUGUCUAUAUAAGGUUCCACAGUUGACAGUGAGUGUCAGAGCAAAAAUUAAGCAAUGAGGUCAAAGGAAUUGUCAUGUGGAGCUCCGAGACAGGAUUGUGUCGAGGCACAGAUCUGGGGAAGGGUACCAAACUAUUUCUGCAUCAUUGAAGGUCCCCAAGAACACAGUGGCCUCCAUCAUUCUUAAAUGGAAGAAGUUUGGAACCACCAAGACUCUUCCUAGAGCUGGCUACCUGGCCAAACUGAGCAAUCAGGAGAGAAGGGCCAUGGUCAGGGAGGUGACCAAGAACCUAUUGGUCACUCUGACAGAGCUCCAGAGUUCCUCUGUGGAGAUGGGAGAACCUUCCAGAAGGACAACCAUCUCUGCAGCACUACACCAAUCAGGCCUUUAUGGUAGAGUGACCAGACGAAAGCCACUUCUCAGUAAAAGGCACAUGAUAGCCCGCUUGGAGUUUGCCAAAAGGCACCUAAAGGACUCUCAGACCAUGAGAAACAAGAUUAUCUGGUCUGAUGAAACCAAGAUUGAACUUUUUGGCCUGAAUGCCAAGCGUCACGUCUGGAGGAAACCUGGCACCAUCCCUACGGUGAAGCAUGGUGGUGGCUGCAUCAUGCUGUGGGGAUGUUUUUCAGUGGCAGGGACUGGGAGACUAGUCAGGAUCAAGGGAAAGAUGAAUGGAGCAAAGUACAGUGAGAUCCUUGAUGAAAACCUGCUCCAGAGCUCUCAGGACCUCAGACUGGGGCGAAGGUUCACCUUCCAACACGACAACAACCCUAAGCACAGAGCCAAGACAACGCAGGAGUGGCUUGUCUGAAUAUCCUUGAGUGGCCCAGCCAGAGCCCGGACUUGAACCCGAUCGAACAUCUCUGGAGAGACCUGAAAAUAGCUGUGCAGUGACGCCGCCCUUCCAACCUGACAGAGCUUGAGAGGAUCUGCAGAGAAGAAUGGGAGAAACUCCCCAAAUACAGGUGUGCCAAGCUUGUAGCGUCAUACCCAAGAAGACUCGAGGAUGUAAUCGCUUUCUAAGGUGCUUCAACAAAGUACUGAGGAAAGGGUCUGAAUACUUAUGUAAAUGUGAUACUUCCAUUAUUUAUUUUUAAUACACUUGCAAAAAUUUGCAAAAGUUUUUGCUUUGUCAUUAUGGAGUCUUGUGUGUAGAUUGAUGAGGGGGAAGAAAAUAUUUAAUCAAUUUUAGAAUAAGGCUGUAACGUAACAAAACGUGGAAAAAGUCAAGGGGUCUGAAUACUUUCUGAAUGCACUGUACAUAGUAUGUAUAAGAUGGAAGUAGAAGCCUAAGUAUUGUUUUCCAUUAGUUUACUCCAAUUAUGGGAGGGGUGGUAGGGUUAGGGUAAAAUAAUGAAGAAAAAACUAUAUGGGGGAUUGGAAAUGAUGCAGACAAUUACAUUGAUAGAACCCAUAAUCUAUAUGCAAUAUUAAAGCUGACCUAACCCCUAAAAAAAUAUAUAAUAAUAAUAAAAAAUAUAUACAUGCCCAUAACAUGAUGCAGCCACCACUAUGCUUGAAAAUAUGGAGAAUGGUACUCAGUAAUGUGUUGUAUUGGAUUUGCCCCAAACAUAACACUUGAGUGAGUACAAAAAGUUGAAUGCUUUGCCACAUUUUUGUAGUAUUACUUUAGUGCUUUGUUGCAAACAGGAUGCAUGUUUUGGCAUAUUUUUAUUCUGUACAGGCUUCCUUCUUUUCACUCUUUCAAUUAGGUUAGUAUUCUGGAGUAACUACAAUGUUGUUGAUCCAUCCUCAGUUUUCUCCUAUCACAGCCAUUAAACUCUGUAACUGUUUUAUAGUCACCAUAGUGAAAUCCCUAAGCGGUUUCCUUCCUCUCCGACAACUGAGUUAGGAAGGACGCUUGUAUCUUUGUAGUGACUGGGUGUAUUGAUACACCAUCCAAAGUGUAAUUCAUAACUUCACCAUGCUCAGGGAUAUUCAAUGUCUGCUUUUUUAUUUUUACCCAUCUACCUUCUUUGCGAGGCAUUGGAAAACCUACCUGGUCUUUGUGGUUGGAUCUGUGUUUGAAAUUCACUGCUCGACUGAGGAACCUUACAGAUAAUUGUAUGUGUAGUCAUACCUCAGAGAUUAGGUAGUCAUUCAAAAAUCAUGUUAAACACCAUUAUUGCACACAGUGAGUCCAUGCAACUUAUGUGACUUGUUAAGCACAUUUUUACUCCUGAACUUAUUUAGGCUUGCCAUAACAAAGGGGUUGAAUACAUUUCAUUUUUUAAUGUUUAAUUAAUUUGUAAACAUAUCUAAAAACAUAAUUCCACUAUGACAUUAUGGGUUAUUGUCUGUAGGCCAGUGACACAAAAUCUCAAUCUAAUCCAUUUUAAAUUCAGGCUGUAACACAACAAAAUGUGGAAAAAGUCAAGGUGUGUGAAUACUUUCUGAAUGCACUGUAGGCUAUGUGACGCAAUUUAUCUUUGGGGUCUUAAGUCAAAUUUAAAUGGGCAAUCAGCAGUUGCUACAUCCAUUUUUGGACUAAUAAAUUAAUGAUAUGUACCCACUGAUUCCUGAAAAAUCUAACUUAUAAAUGCCUCAUGAGCUUAGUUUAAGUUAACUGUCGUACUCCAUCAGAACGGAAAAUAUAAGCUUGUAGUACUCCAAUGUAAACAAAGGAAAUGUCAACAAAGACUACAUAGCCUCAAAACAAUGUUAAAUCUAUCAUUUUGAUAUCAGUCCUUGCAUCCAUAGCUCUGUCUAUGAAUUUGAGAGUGGUUACAUUUCUCCAGCCCCAUCCCUCAGCUUUUUACCAAAACAGGGGCGGGGAAACGCUUUUUUAUUGUUUCAACUGCUGAUUGCCGCUUUAAGUAAUUAGCUUUUUUUUUUACAAUGCAUAAAAGUACAGACUCAGAGCUUCAAAUUUGUAUAUCAUACACUGAAGUUGGAGAAAGCUAUGGGAAAGCUAUGCUGCUUUAAACGUUGAUAAUCUUGUAUACCCUGUUGAGAAAAGCCAUUCAAAGUUUUUCACACUCGUCAGAGAGCUAUUCUUUGUUUACGCCCAUUCAGCAUCGCUCACAACCUCUUAAGCCUUAGCCCCACCCAUCUCUUUAAGGAUUCACAUAGGGACAUGUUUCUGUCUAUAGACGGGUUGGCUGACAACGUCACAAAAAUGAUGUGCGCGCAUCCAUGGGGCCGGAAGCCAUGCUUUUUUAUGAAUCUGAACGGUUAGAUAGCUAGCAACAAUCACAAGAAGCUGCCAUGUGGGGAAUCGUAGGCGGCUCGUUUCAGAUAGUUUUAUCUUGUUCUUGUUACCAUGUCCUGUUUUGAGGUGUUUUUACUGAUUUCAUGUCAACGCUAAUAUGGCUCAAAUUUGCUAGCUAGCUAACCAACAACUGGAACGAUGUAUUUGAGAGAUACCAAGUCCUCAUUGUGCAAAUGUAUUUAUGUUUUCAAUAAACCUUUGGAGACUAAAUAUUGUUGUCAACAAUCUAAGCCAGCCCCGUCUGUUUGCACACGCUUCGGUUUUGUUGCUAAACAACCAACCAGUUUAUGGCCUUGUGCUAAACUGAGUGAGAGGGGUGAAAGUAGUAGCCUACAACAACAAAUAACUCCAGGUAAAAAUGCACUUUAUCUAGUCCUUGGCUUAUAUCCUAACCUGAAUUUGAUGCAGGUCAUGUUGGUCUUUACAUUAUUGUCUCUGGUAAACACACACUAUAUCAAACCAAAUCAAAGUAAAGUUUAUUUUCACAUACACAGGAUACAGCAAGUGUAAACGGUACAGUGACACGCUUACUUGCAGCUUACUUGCAAGCUCUUCCUCAAUAGUGCAGUAUCAAUAUCAAAAAUAGAUAAACGUGUCAACGUAAACGUUUUACCGGGCAUCAACCUGGACUCCAGGGUAGACGUAACAUAAUAAAUGUAAAUCCGUGACACCCCAAUUAGUAUGAUAUGUUACGAAUUACAAUUUGUAUGAUAUGUUACGAAUUGCAAGGCUAGGUUAAGGUUAGGAGUCAGGUUAAAGAGUUAAGGUUAGGGGAAGGAUUAGCUAACAUGCUAAGUAGUUGCAAAGUAUCUAAAAAGUUGUAAGUAGUUGCAAAGUUGCUAAUUAGCUCAAAUGCUAAAGUUGUCCGUAAUGAGAUACGAACACGCAAGGUUGCUAGAUGUUCACGUUAUAUGCCCACCCAUCCACCCUAAUUUCAAGACCGGAGCAAAUCGAAUCCGAGACCGAGUCAAGACCGAGACCAGGAGGGGUACAAGGGACAAGGGGUCCAAGACCGAGUUUUGAAACUGCAGUAAAAGUGCAGUAACUGCAGUCGACUGUGGUAUUUUGGACGCAUUAUUUGCAGCAUGCUACAGUUAUACUGCAGUGUACUGCAGUUAUACUGCACUCUGACUGCAAUCUUUUUUCGUAAGGGAACAGCCUAGUGGACUUGUACACAUGAAACUCAGGCAAAUGUGCUCAAGUAAACAUUACAGUAAUGUUGAAAUGAAUACAUAAUAUAAACACAAUGAGCAUGAGCGAUAUAUGUAGAAUAGAAAAUAACCUAGCAUCAUAAAAUGAGCAAUGCUAAUAAACGGUUAAUCGCUAACAGUCUUGCUAAAUGCUCAUGCAUUCCAAUGCAAAAUGUUAACGGUAGCGGGAGCUAGCUAACAAGCUCAACACAAUAGAUCACACAACUUAGCUCCACAUAAUAGGACACAGAUCUCACAUUUAGAUGCACACACAAUUAAUCAGACAGACAGGGAUUCAGUCCACGGGAGGAAAAGUUCAGCAGGGGGGAAACUGUGGUAGUGCUCAUCAGGAUUGGGAAAGCACUUUUCUGACCACAUGGUGAGGUCAUACACUAACUGAAACUCAAGUCCCGGGAAUCUAGGCCGCUGAUAGGCUGAACGAGAUGUGGUGAUAAGUAAUUGGCGUGAUCUUCAUCAAUAAGACAAUAACAAAAGUCUCCUCUGAAUGGGAGACUAAGCUGCCUGACUAGAACUAACCAGAAGGGAUGGCUAGAAUCAGCCGACUGAAGCUGUCCAUUUUAACAAACACUGUCGAUCUCCGGUUCUUCCCCAUCACUGUCAUCAGAAAACUCUGCAAUGUCUCGUUCUCUGACAACAUUUUGAACAUUACUAAAGUCAGGAAUUUCCUCGUCGUCUGAUUAUUUUUCAGAGUCAGAGAGUCAGCAUGGCAUGAUGAUCGUCCUCCAGAAAGUAGUCUCUCACAACUUUUUCGCACUGAGAUUUAUCGAUAGCUCCAACUAAAUUCAGGGCAGCAAUGUUGUUGAGAGCUGUACCAACAUUUGCGGUUGUCCAUGGCUAUAUCUUUCAAAAAUCCUGUGGUAGAAAAAUGAUCUACAUACUGACCAAAGAAGCUCCCAUUCUUGUUAUAUACAGAAGCCGGUGACAUAGCAGACCAAUCAGAACUCAUCCCUCUGCAUGUCCAGCCCCUCUAUUAUUUCAACCAAUCACGGCUAGCGGGAAGGUUCCUGUCUUUUUCCGUGCCUUACCAACUAGGCUCGCAAUUUACAUUUUUUAUUAGCAUUAACUUUUCGCAUACUGGUUUGUAAUUGAAAGUUCACAUGUUCAAGAAGGCAUAUCUGCCCCCCAAAAAAUGCAUUUUGAUGCAAAAAGUUUGCAUUUUUUCAAAUGCUUCUCAUGUAAAGUAGUAACGUUCGUAAUCUGCCCCAUUUGCGUGCUGCGUCACAUAUUCAAAGCUUGAAGGAUGGCAAUGAUGAGUCAGAACUAGGGAAAAUGGCUGACACGUUAACUGGACUUUCAGGUUUAUGGCAAAGUGUAAAACCAUUAAGAGGUUAUAUACCAUUUUGUUAGGUCAGAUUAGAAUGACCCAUGUGUAUUUUUGGUCAGUUAAACUGCAGUUUAUUCUAUGACAUCACAGCCAUUGAAUGAGCACUUGUUCAGUUCACAACAUGUUCAGAAAGCCUUUGCUGCCAACCUGUUGUUUACUAUUCAGGAGUUUAAUACUUUCGCUCCAUCCCCCCUGGUCUUCUACUACCAAAGAACAUUGCUUAGCCUUAGAGUACAGGUUCAUUAAUCCGCCACUCUCCCCUCUCUCUGCCUCAAAACUCAAGCACUGACAUAACAAUUACCCUGACACCCCUUGCCCUGUUUGCCUAUCACAUCACCUCAUCCUCCCAUUCACCCUCCUCUACCUCCUCCCUCCCCUCUUUAGAACCGGUCUCUGUCGUGACCAUCAAGUCCAACCUAAAUGAAGCGUUCGAGUUCAACAGCACUGUGGUCUUGACCUGUUCGGCCAAAGGAUCCUUCCUCAUGUACAAGUGGCUCAACGGCACUGCCCCGCUGGUCGCCGAUGGGAAUCAUGUGACUUUGAGUGCAAACUCCACAGUGCUGACCGUGGCUGGAGUGUUCAGGAAGGAUCUGGUCGGACCCAUCUACUGCACAGCCUCCAACAAACUAGAGAGCAAUAGCAGUGCCCCCUUCAACCUCACUGUCAGCUGUAAGUACAUAUGUUCUUAUAGCCUGGUCUCACAUCUGAUUGUGCUGUCUCGCCUACUCCUAUGGUCAUUGUUAGAAAGACAGCACAAACAGAUCUGGGACCAGGCUAAUAUUUGUAUCAAUUGAUUCCACUCACGUCUAUGCAAGGCUAUCUGAAAGGCUCAGGUAGAGUUCAGUUUAGAGUCUUAGGAGGCUUUGUGUGACUUGGGACACUCCCGGUAGGGGUUUCUACACCCAAACCCAACUCUCCUGUUUACACCAUGCCUGUGGUCCGAUGGUUAUGCUGAUUUACCCUUUUCAAGAGAGUGAAGAAGAAAAAAAUAUCUGUUUUAUCAACACUUAGAUAUGAUAUUAAGCAGUAGAUAAAUUAGUUUGUGUGAUGGCUUUAGAAUAAGUCAUGCCAGCCAUGUUCUAUAUUGUAACAGUGAGAGGCUGCUGAUCUAAAUCAGCCAUCCAGCUCAGGGUAGUACAAUGCAGGCGACAGGAAAAUGGUCAGAUAAGAUCCACAUUUCGUCCUAGCCCAUCUGAGUAGAGCACCUGGGAAGGGAUAGAACUUGCGGCUUGUUUUUGUUAAGAAUUUAAUGAGCUGCUACAUUGUGGUUUGCAGCCUUAGGCCUAGGCCUAAAUUAAAAACAGCUGGACCUCUUUUCCAAUAUAUUUGCAGAUGGGCCAGAAAACGUCACCAUGACAGUCACCCCCACCGGUGAGGUCCAAAAGAAGGGUUCCAACAUUACAUUGACCUGCUCAGCCCAGUCUAGCCCUGUGGCUGUGCUUCAGUGGAUCCACAAUGGAGUCCCGCUCAAUGUGAUGGGCCCCAAGCUGGUACUGGCCAACAUUGCAGAGGCACAGAGUGGAAACUACUCCUGCAUGGCCAGCAAUGCCAAAACCUUGCGAUACCUGGAAUCCACCACAGCCAAGUUCACUGUAGUAGGUGAGUAGAAGAACCACAAGAGCCAAUGGGAAAUCAAGGUUUUAUACAUGAAUAGGACGGGUGCUUUAGCAAAUACAAAGGGUAGCCAUGUACAGUAUACUGGUAGAGACCUAGAGAGGCAAAUCUUGCUCUAAUGGAAAGCAAAGUAGUGAAACUGGUUGUUGCAUUCAGUUGAGCUACAGUAUUCUUCUGAGGUUCUUGUCAGUAACAUGUUUUUCAGAUGUUACACUCAUUUGAUUUUAUUAGACUUAUAGACUGACCUGUUCUUGUUGAACUAAUUACAAGGAGGUUGUUAUUAACCUUUCUCCAUUUAAUGGUGAAUAUUGCCUGGAAAAGGUUUGUUACAGCCAAUUAAACACUUUUAAAACGGUUUCUGUAACUGUAAGAUAAAGAAUUUGCCGUUAGUCCUGCAGCCCUGUCUCAAAGAGAUUGUAUCAUCCUUAUUAAGGUGAUACCAUGAACAGACAGACUGAAACCUGUUUCUUGGCUUCACGCCCCAAAGGCAUAACACCGAACACUGAAUGGAUUUCAUAUAAUUUUUAAGCAUACGGUACAAGUUUCAAACCCAGUGACCUCGUAUCAUGGCAACUUUGUACGUUCCCUUAUAGGUUUUUAAAGCUUGUGAAAUAUGUGUUCCAUGCCAUACAGUACGAAGAGUGUAUGGCCCUCGGUGUGUACUGAAACUUUUUACAAUGGGAGACAGUCUACCAUGUUGUGAGUGACUAAAACCUGCUUGGUUGGGGGGAUGGUCUUUCAAAAUGCCUGGAGUCCUUGAGUCGUGUAUUGUUUUUUCAAAGGAAGAGAUAUUGUGGGAUGUGGGGGUUCAGUUAUUCUAUGAAUGCUCCCCUCUACUUGGUAAACAGUAGUGACUUCAAGUCCAAUUAUUCCGCCAUGAAUCAUAGUGACACAUUUUACUUUUAAUGACUGACUAAAGCUGAGGAAAUAAGACUUUGCCUCCGAAAAUGUUUACCUUCAAGCCUGACACUUAUUGGCCAAAGUAUUGAUUAGGCAGUUAUGAGUCACCAUUGAGGGCCAUGAACUUUGUGUUUAAAACAUAUUAUCUUGGCAUUAGUUUUCCAACACUUACUAGUCUAGAAAGAAGAUAUCAAGAUAAACAAGACAGUGGUUUCUCCUGUUCACCUGUUCAGCUGGUCCAAAACCAAAAUACAAACUUGCCCUUAGUCACACUUUCAAGUGGUCUAGCAUGACAGUGAGCAUGUUAAUUGCAUUAUCUAUUCAUGUACAGUUGAAGUCAGAAGUUUACAUACACCUUAGCCAAAUACAUUUAAACUCAGUUUUUCACAAUUCCUGACAUUUAAUCCUAGUAAAAAUUCUCUGUCAGUUAGGAUCACCACUUUAUUUUAAGAAUGUGAAAUGUCAGAAUAAUAGUAGAGAGAAUUCUUUAUUUCAGCUUUAAUUUCUUUCAUCACAUUCCCAGUGGGUCAGAGGUGUAUAUACAAUCAAUUAGUAUUUGGUAGCAUUGCCUUUAAAUUGUUUAACUUGGGUCAAACCUUUCGGGUAGCCUUCCACAAGCUUUGCACAAUAAAGUUGGGUGAAUUUUGGCCCAUUCCUCCUGACAGAGCUGGUGUAACUGAGUCAGGUUCGUAGGCCUCCUUGCUCGCACACGCUUUUUCAGUUCUGCCCACACAUUUUCUAUAGGAUUGAGGUCAGGGCUUUGUGAUGGCCACUCCAAUACCUUGACUUUGUUGGCCUUAAGCCAUUUUGCCACAACUUUGGAAGUAUGCUUGGGGUCAUUGUCCAUUUGGAAGACCCAUUUGCUACCAAGCUUUAACUUCCUGACUGAUGUCUUGAGAUGUUGCUUCAAUAUAUCCACAUAAUUUUCCUUCCUCAUGAUGUCAUCUAUUUUGUGAAGUGCACCAGUUCCUCCUGCAGCAAAGCACCCCCACAGCAUGAUGCUGCCACCCCCGUGCUUCACGGUUGGGAUGGUGUUCUUCGGCUUGCAAGCCACCCCCUUUUUCCUCCAAACAUAACAAUGGUCAUAAUGGCCAAACAGUUCUAUUUUUGUUUAAUCAGACCAGAGGACAUUUCUCCAAAAAGUACGAUCUUUGUCCCCAUGUGCAGUUGCAAACCGUAGUCUGGCUUUUUUAUGGCGGUUUUGAAGCAGUGGCUUCUUCCUUGCUGAGCGGCAGAGUUUUAAUGACUCCAACCUAAGUGAAUGUAAACUUCCGACUUCAACUGUAGGCAAUUUGGUUCUGCUUGGUUGACAAGUUUUUGGUACAUCAGGGCAUUCAAAGACUCAUUGUAAAAUAACAUUUGAUUUGAUGUCACAUUUUAUGGAAACGUGGCCUGGUAUAAGCUGGACAGUGAUAUAGUAGCUACCCACUGGGCACAGAUGUCAAAUCAACGUCUAUUCCACAUUUGUUCAACGUAAUUUCCUUGGAAUGACUUGGAAACAACGUUGAUUCAACCAGUGUGUACCCAGUGGUUAGAUGUAAUGUCAUUAAGGUAUAAUGAAAGUACAAUGUCUUCCAAUUUAGUAGUCAUCGUUAAAUCCAUCCAACUGAAAUCUAAUGAAUAGUUAAUCAAGCUUCAUGGGGUGUUUAUGUUCUAAAUACUUUGUGGUUCUAGCACUCUGGUAGUUGUGAGUGAAACAAGCUGUUUCUCAGAGUGUUAUCAUCUGGUCUGUAUAAACCCUAACUCCAUUUUCCCCCUGUGUUUGUAGAGGCCAUAUCCGGCACUAAGAUCACAGGCCCCAAUGGAACGCUCGUCGCAGGUAUUAGCACGGCCACCCUGAGCUGCCAGGCAAGCGCCGGCACCGCCGGCACCCGAGAGUGGCUGAAGAAUGGCGUGGCACUGUCUCCUAGCAACAGGGUCGUGGUCUCGGCAGACAAGAGCUCGGUCAUGAUCGAGCCAGUGCAAAAGGAAGACAGUGGGGAGUACCAGUGUAAGCUGACCAAUGCUGUGAACACAGACUCUGCCAGCCUCAAGAUACUAGUCAACUGUGAGUAUAGGCAUCCUGACCAUUAACACCAAUAAACACCAAUAAACAAAGUGUACUUUAUAUUCUGCUGUAUAUUCAUAAUGUUACAGUUAUCCAAAAACAAAAGCUUUGUGUUUUACCCAAAUCCAUGAUAAACUUUCUGAAUGCUACAGUGUACUAUUAUUGAGGUCAGAUGGCCAAAUCCAGGUGAAUUUCAGGUAUAAAGCUUAUGAAGGGAAAAGCUGAAAUUCUCCUUUCCUGUAUCUCAGUUGGUCCUGAGGCUGUGUCCGUGAAGGGGGAAAUUGCCGUAGAGGUGAAUGCCCCUGUCACGCUGAAGUGUACCUCAGUCUCCCUCCCUGCUGCCACCUACACCUGGAAGUUCAACGGGACGCUGACCGGCGUGAUGACAGCCGAGUACAUCAUCGAAGCCGCUGUGUACAAGAACACUGGGAUUUACACCUGUGAAGCCAGCAACGCCAUCACCGGGCUGAGCACUGCCGUUGCCCACAAGCUGUCCGUCAAAGGUUUGAUAGUGGAGGCUAUAAGAGUAUUCUACCAUUUGGCACCAUGGUUCUUAGAAUGUCUUCUCAACUUUUGUAGGGAUAUUCUACUCAUAAAUCAUGUACCACUGUACACGUUUAUCUCAUAUGAAGCUGUUGCAUUACUUUGUGAUGUUCUGAUGAUGAUGAUGAUGAUGAUGAUGAUAAACGAUGGAUUGUUCUUGUGAUUCCGCAGAGGAGAGAACACUGGAUGAUGGUCUCACGGGUGGGCAGGUCGCUGGGAUCAUCAUCGGCGUGCUUAUCGCUCUAGUGCUCAUCAUCGCUGGAGUCCUCUACAUGAGACGGAAAAAAAGACCGUGA